This is a messenger RNA of Xyrichtys novacula (pearly razorfish), 57133 nucleotides long. NCBI's taxonomy places the organism in Eukaryota, Metazoa, Chordata, Actinopteri, Labriformes, Labridae. The record is from the annotation of a GenBank genome assembly.
GUUUUCACUCCGUGGUUUCCUCUGAAACAGCAGCUGCAGCAGCGUGCUCCACACCGGACUCUCUGUCGGACUAUUUUACUCCAACACUGUCCGUGUUUACUCUGAGCGAGACUCUUCCAGGUUAGUCUCUUUAUGUCUUUCACCUCUGUGGUGUUUUUCACUGAAAUACUGAAAUAUUGAGCUUUAAAUGGCUGUUUUUGUUGAACUGCGUACCCGGACUGUACUGAGCUCUGCUCACAUGAAUGACGGACCUCCUCCUCCUCCUUCGACAGAAACCUCCGCGCUGUUCACAUAACGUGAUUGUUGGCAGGCUGACUGUUGUGUAGCUUUACUUCACUCAAGUUUGUAAAUCCUGACCAAGUAUUAGGCCUGCUUGUUUGUGUCCCAGUGUGCCUGUCGAAGUCACGGUAGUUGGCGACUAGAUCACUAACUUCAUAGUCCACUUUAAUGUCUCUUCACAGUGAGUUUCUUCAGAUUGAAGGUGGUGAUUGUAAACGGGGAUUGUAUUUGGAUUAAGUGGAUCAGGCAACUUGAAAGCAGAUGUUCAUAACAAUAAAAAACAACUGUUAAGUUUUAAAAUAGAAAAAAACAAAAAAAAAACAAUCAGCUUGUGUUUGACAACAUUAGAGUAGUUCUACUAUGAAGAUGCUCUGUCAGAUUUAUAAUUUUAAUAUUUCUUGCAAAUAUCAAAAUUCAGAGGCUGCAUAGAAAUAGAAAAAAUUAGAUGAAAUGAGCUAUUAACAAGGGAAUUUCUUUCAUUAGCAGUUACUACAAUAAAUCCCAGUUUUAAUCUUCAGUAAAAGGUAUAAUCCAACAUUUAAAGAAACUGACCUGUGGAUGCCAGGACAAAAAUCACAACUUGAAUGUCCACUUCUCUGAUUUAUGUCUGCCUUGCUUUUGAGAGCCUGGGAUUCUUGCUUUUGUAAGUGAAUGAGCCAUUUUAUCUAUAUUACUUUCUGGGCUUUGGUUUGUUACUCAUACAAUCACCACAAGGGGCACUUCAGGUGAAUGGGCGGGUAAAUGCUACAAAGGGACACAGGUGAAGCAGUGAUCUGGGGAACGGGAAGAACACAAGGUUUUUACCGAUAAUCUCAUGUACGUCGUCCAUACGUACAUCGUCGUAAUUUGGAUGUAUUUGUCUUUUUUGAUUGUUUUUCAUUAAUCAAUAAAUAGCAAAAACAUAAUUCAACAACAACCUUGGAUUGGACAUUGGAUUGUACCAGAAGCGCGUCAAAAACACCUCACUCCAGCACCCAGACAGUGACUAAAAUUCAGGUCAGCAUAGUCACUACAGUUGGCUUCUGAAAUAAAGCCUUUUUUAAAUGAGUUAGUUGUCACAGUCUUGAGGCUGUAAAAACAAGAUAAUCACAUUUUUAGGUCAUGAUGCUACAUAUAAUACUGAUAUAAUAAUACUGAUACCAUAACUUGACUUUGACGUGCCUACUUUUAAUCCUAUAAAGUUGUUCAAGUUUAUCAGCAAAACUAACUAAUCAGCAAACUUAAGUUGUGUUUUGCAAGCUUUGGCCGAUGCUACACUAGUCUUGCACACACAGCAGCUCAUCAGCAGUGCAGAGUUGAAGUUUGGCGAUCACCAAACCUUUGUACUAAAGCAGCAUAGUGUCCCAGUUAGAGACAUACCCAUUGUGAAAAUCGGGGCUGAAACUGAUACCGGUGUUUAUACUGAUCUGAUUGAUACUGAUGGCCUAUACAGAUGUUUUUGCAGUACAUCUUUGUCAUUUCCUCGGUGUUGUUGUUUUUUUCUAAAUGAGCUAAGAUCUAUUUAAAUUGUUCUGUGAUCAGUGUCAUACAAACUGCAUGGCGCUGAUCUUUCUUAGAGACUGUAAUCCCACUCUGCAAACACUUUCUCUGGUGUUUGAUCAUUUAAAUAAAUCAGUUUGACGUUAUUUGUCGAUGUGCCGGUGUCUGUCAGUUGGGUGGUAUUUGCUGGAGCCAUUGUGCGUCCCUAGUCCAAGUGUGUGAAGAACUGAAAAUGUAAACAGAAGAAAGAAACACAUCUGUCUUAACAAUAGGCGCUGCAAGUGGGUUUGUAAUGUUGCGUUCACACUGAACAUAAGGUCACGUAAAGCAAAUGAAGAAAUGUAAAACCUGAACUCAAGGUAGUCAUUCACGCUGCAAUGGCCAAUCAGCAUAGAGAUACCAUGUUGACAUUUCUCAAUGAUGGACCAGGGGAGGUUCAGCCAGUUGGUAAGCCAAGGUCAAACUGGUAGUGAUGGUGCUGCUAUAUACACUCACCGGCCACUUUAUUAGGUACACCAUGCUAGUAACGGGUUGGACCCCCUUUUGCCUUCAGAACUGCCUCAAUUCUUCGUGGCAUAGAUUCAACAAGGUGCUGGAAGCAUUCCUCAGAGAGCUUGGUCCAUAUUGACAUGAUGGCAUCACACAGUUGCCGCAGAUUUGUCGGCUGCACAUCCAUGAUGCGAAUCUCCCGUUCCACCACAUCCCAAAGAUGCUCUAUUGGAUUGAGAUCUGGUGACUGUGGAGGCCAUUUGAGUACAGUGAACUCAUUGUCAUGUUCAAGAAACCAGUCUGAGAUGAUUCCAGCUUUAUGACAUGGCGCAUUAUCCUGCUGAAAGUAGCCAUCAGAAGUUGGGUACAUUGUGGUCAUAAAGGGAUGGACAUGGUCAGCAACAAUACUCAGGUAGGCUGUGGCAUUGCAACGAUGCUCAAUUGGUACCAAGGGGCCCAAAGAGUGCCAAGAAAAUAUUCCCCACACCAUGACACCACCACCACCAGCCUGAACCGUUGAUACAAGGCAGGAUGGAUCCAUGCUUUCAUGUUGUUGACGCCAAAGUCUGACCCUACCAUCCGAAUGUCGCAGCAGAAAUCGAGACUCAUCAGACCAGGCAACGUUUUUCCAAUCUUCUAUUGUCCAAUUUCGAUGAGCUUGUGCAAAUUGUAGCCUCAGUUUCCUGUUCUUAGCUGAAAGGAGUGGCACCCGGUGUGGUCUUCUGCUGCUGUAGCCCAUCUGCCUCAAAGUUCGACGUACUGUGCGUUCAAAGAUGCUCUUCUGCCUACCUUGGUUGUAACGGGUGGUUAUUUGAGUCACUGUUGCCUUUCUAUCAGCUCGAACCAGUCUGGCCAUUCUCCUCUGACCUCUGGCAUCAACAAGGCAUUUCCGCCCACAGAACUGCCACUCACUGGAUAUUUUUUCUUUUUCGGACCAUUCUCUGUAAACCCUAGAGAUGGUUGUGCGUGAAAAUCCCAGUAGAUCAGCAGUUUCUGAAAUACUCAGACCAGCCCUUCUGGCACCAACAACCAUGCCACGUUCAAAGUCACUCAAAUCACCUUUCUUCCCCAUACUGAUGCUCGGUUUGAACUGCAGGAGAUUGUCUUGACCAUCUCUACAUGCCUAAAUGCACUAAGUUGCCGCCAUGUGAUUGGCUGAUUAGAAAUUAAGUGUUAACGAGCAGUUGGACAGGUGUACCUAAUAAAGUGGCCGGUGAGUGUACUCUGACCUGUAGGACCACCUUUUUUAAUAGAAAAAAGAAUAAAGAGGAUCUUGCUUGGAGGAAAGAUGAGUGAGGAGAUCAGAUUAUCUGGUAAUUUCUGCACAGACAACAAAUCCCCACAAUGUAGUCAACCUCAACCAUGUUAGAUGAAUACAGGCUGAAAUGGCGUGAAGGGAACUCUUCCUCUCCUGCAUUUAUUCAUGUGUUCGGGAAUUCCUGCAGACGCUAUCUGCCAUGCGAUUAAAGCAAGUUAUUUGGUUUAUUAUAGUCCAAUUCAAAACUUUAUUUAAAUGCCUAAAUCUGACAGUCAGUCUAGCUUUACUCCAGACCCUUCCUCCCAACAAUAGUGAACAUGAGCUGGCAGGGUGACACCAGGCUAGAAGAUCUAGAUUUAUAAGUAAUGGCUAGGAAUCACUUACCUCUCUUCGUUUAACACGUACAACACAAAACAUUUCCGAUACUUAGUCUUUUUAGAACAGAUUUAAAUAAAAUGCUAAUUUGGGAUUUUUACUUUAGGCUGACCCUGCCAAAAUACUCCCUCUGUGUUUUCACACCACGUUUGGGAGUUACUGAUUUUACAAGAAAACAGCCGCCCCAAAAUUUUUAUAUCCCUGAGGGGUUUGUUGUGUGAACUCACAUGAAUCCUUGCGUGUAAAAAUGUCUGAAAACAAGAAUAAAUUAUGCUAAUUGAAUCAAAGUUAAUAUGAUAUCAUGUUGUAUCUGAUGCUAAUGAGGCCAAAUUCCCUUGAAAAAUGUGAAGUAAGCUCAAGUGAAAUCUUGUGUGCUGCUCUGAACGUCGCCUGGAGCUUAACCUAAAUAUUUAAAUCCACUUGGGUUCAAACUGAGGGUGUUGAACAGUGAGAGAUAUGAGCUCAUUAGGAAAGGUUGGUCAGUAAUGUGUUGUAAUGAUGAUCCUCAGCACUUUACGCAAACUUGCACCCAGCAGGCCGUAAAAAAAAGGGGCAUGUUCAGCGUGAGUAGUAGUAUUUAACUAGUUACUUCAGUUUGAAUGAAGAUUUGUUUGUAAGGCUGUUCAGGUUGAAGUCAAGGUCUGCAGACACUGGAGGAGGGAUAAGAUGGAGGAAGGAUUGUUUUCCUUUUUAUUGGGGAUUAACCGGGUGAGUGAACAUCUGGUGGAUAGUGAUGGUAAAUAUUAGGAAAGCCACAGGGUGAGAAAAAGUGUCAAGAGAAGGAAAUAAACCCUCUUCCCGUGUGUGUAAAAAAAUGCAGUCAAGAAUCCAUUUACGGAUUACAAAAAAAAAAGAAAAAUUAAUGCCAAAUUCAGUGUAUUAGAAAACUUUUUGAUGCCUUAUUAUCUAAAAAAUAGAGCUGCUGAUAUUGGAUGAUCAUCUAUGAUUUAUGGGAAUAAAUACUGACGUUUAAAACUGAUAUGCAUUUACAUUGAAAAAACAAUCUUUUAGGCAAAAUGUAGAAUUUGAAAUAUUCUUCUUUGUUGAAAUUUACUUUAAUUAAAAAGACUUUUCAUUUUCAGACAUUAGUGGAGGGGGGUGGGGGUGAAACAUCGGAGGAAAUUAGUCAAAGGCAGUGGGUACAUAUGUACCUCACAAUUAUCAAUAUGACCAUAGACUGAGCCCAGCUACUGUACAAGUAGCUGGAAAGGUGGUGAAAAUGGAGAGUUUUAGAAAGAGCUACACAUCUGCAUCAAAACUGCACAUUGCUGAAUGUAGUGAAAGUGCACACUCAAGAACAAAACUUUAAGAUUUUGUCUCAUAUUGUCUUAAACAGCCAGAAACUUUAGUGAUUUUUCCAUCACCUCAAUGAUAAUUCAAAGGCAAAACUGUGCACAAAAAUCUCUUUUUAAUGUCUUCAGUGAUUUGCAAAAUCACAGCACACCUCCCAAAGUUGGCAUUAUACCAAAGUUUUUGUGUCAGAACAACAUUGGUAAGAAAAACUGUUUUUUUUUUAGCUAUAUAGGAGUGUAUAAUUGUUUGGUCGACAUUAAAAUAUGUAAUUUGAACAUUUUUCUUAUAAGGUGCAAGUACAAUUCAGCAGUUUAAAGCUGUGCCACAUGCACAGAGGCUGUGAAGAGGUAGUGGUGACAUUAUGAUUUAUUUUUCUUUAUUGUACAGCCCUUUUAUAAACGGACUUAUGCCUAUUGUAUCAAACUGAAUGGAUUAAAUAAAAGCAGCAGUACUAAUGGCUCCAUGACAUCAUGGUGUUGUGUUCACUGUACUAAAAAGCCAAUGAUUCAAGUCAGAUUGAGUUUCACUAAUGAUUCACCCACUUUCCGGGAUUCCGAGUAAAUUAACUUAAAGUUGGGUUUAAGGUUUCCACGAGUAAAAAGUUUCAGGGACAGCUGGUCAGCCCUGUCUGAGAAACACUGGAACAUCUUUGUUUUUUAUAAACCUUGAGAAAUAAAAACUAACAUAGUUUUGAUAUUUUUUUGGAGAAUUUCCUCCUGGAUGCAGCGACAUGUAGCCUCACAGUUUGUAAAAUGUUGAUCACUCUCAUGCAGUUAAAGCACAAACAGUUCCACCCAUCUGCCCGUCUGCUCACGCCCUUGGGGAUCUGAUUAGGAAAGCACAGUGCCGUGGAGGUCAGAGGUCACCAGGUGCAUAAUGGGCACAUAAUGAGUCAUAAUGGGUCACCGGGUGGUUCACUGGCUCAUGAAACAGGACACUGUAUUUGUGUUGGUUAUUAGAUUAGUCUGUCAGAUGGAGAUUGUGCCUCUUUCAAGCUCCAACCACAAAAUCAAGGCUUAUCCCCGCCCACUGUAAUAUUAGAUCUGUGACAUUAAUGCUGUGUUUAAUGGAGAUCAUAUCAAUAUAGGAUUAGAUAAUUUUAACCCAGUCAGGUGGCAGUGUUGUAGUUCAGAGCUCAGGAUUAGCACUCUGUUAGUUAUAGCACCACUUUCUAUUGAGGCUCUGCAGGAAUAAGUGAAUAACAGCUCUGUUGCAUAAGAAAAGGAGCUUUCUUUAGGUCUUUUGGGCCUCGCAGGGGCUCUAAAUCCCACUUAACUCUUUAUUGCAAGCUUGAAACAAUGAACUCUGGCACUGAAUGGCCCUGCGCUCUUUCUGAGAAAAUGCAUCUGAUGUCAUUAAGUUCUCUCAGAGCAGAGGAUUAAAAAAGGGGGGAGUGUUGGUGUACGCUCGCUUUUUCAGCGGCAGUGUGAAAAGAGACAAAAGGCUGGUGCAGCGGGGUAGAGCCUGUACUUUUAUGUGUGCUGUUGGGAGAGUUGUGGGAUGUGUGUGUAGGGGGGGAGUGGGUGAUCAGUUCAGGGUUGGUGGAUGCUCGGACACACAGCUGACACUCAGCUCGGUCCAGCUGGAGGACGACAAGAGCAGCACCUGCACCUCCUCUUUGUUGUAGCUUCUGGUUUCUAUAUACAGCAUGUUUGUGUUUGUACUUCAUUAUUACUGCAUGAAGGAAACUGAGAGUGUGUGUGUGUGUGUAUGGCUGUAUUCUUAUAUCUCAAGUUUUCUAAACCAUGUUGUGAGGGAACUUUAUUAAAGUAAAGUUAAAGAUUAUUCAGAGCGAACUAAACAUCUUCAGAAUUUUAUUCCUAAUUACAAUCUGUCAGAACAGCUGUAAUCCACUCAAAAAUUAAGUAAGGGGUUUGAUAUACUGGAAAUACAUGUUUUUAUCCUCUUUCACUGUGGACAUGUGUUUACCUGUCAAGCUGUUUUCACAGAGAUCCAAAUUAUUUCCAUUUCCCAUCGGUCAAUCGUAAACAGGCUCAGGUCCAGAGAAGUUUCUGGAUCGUGUUUGUAUAUGAUUUCCUCUUUUCAUUGUACAGUUUUAAUAUGCAGUGACAAACUGUGUGAGUUUGAGCCCGUGCAGUGAUUUCCACUAUAGAGUCAUGUCUGUUUUGAUGCAGUGCUGCCUGAGGGCCUGAAGAUCAUGGCCAUCAAGAAAUAGUUUUGGUCCUUGUCUCUUUUGGACAGAGAUCUCUCCAUAUUGUCUGAAUCUUUUAAUGAUAUUGUAAACUAUCGAUGAUGAAAUUCACCAGUUGUUUAACAUUUUAGACUCAGGAACAUUAUUCUGAAAUGGUUGAACUAUUGGCUCACACAGCCUCUCACAGAGUGGCAAACCUCCUCCCGUCUGUCCUUCUGAAAGACUCAGCCUCUCUGAAUUUCCUUUUAAUACCCAGUUAUGUCACUAACCCGUUACAAAUAGGGGUGUCCCCAUAUGAUAUUGUUAUCGGAUAACGGUCCGAUAUCAGCAAAAACACAAAUAUCGGAUUAUAUCGGUCUGCAUCUAAAAUCUAUCAUUAGCAUUCUGAUACAAGCAGUCCAUUCCAGACUUUACCUAGCAGUGCCCCGAUCCAGCAUGCAGAGCCCACCUGAUCACAACAUUAGUAUGUACUAAGGUACUAACAAAGUUGCAAGGAGUAGGCGUGAUGUUGGCCUUGUGACAGUAUUUUAUGCUUAAGUCUGAAAAAGACGUUGCAGCUGUGAGAAAAACUUGUCAUGCACAACCUUGUGCCAAUAUCAGAUCAAUAUCGGUAUCAGUCAAUAUUAAAGGCUACAAUAUCAGUAUCCUAUUGGAAGUUAAAAAGUUGUAUCAGGAAACCCCUAGUUACAUAUGAACCUCAGUAUUCGGUCGAUGUUCCUCCAACUGUGUUUUCAGCGUUACACAACCUUUGUAGCGUUUUGUUGUUUGUGUCCCAGCAGUUUUAAAAGAUGAUGCUGACAUCAAAUUUACAUGAGCAUAUAUUUUUCAUCAAACAAUAAUAUUUAUGUAGAUAAAACAUUUAAUACGCUGUCUUUGCACUAUUUUCAAUUUAAUGAAGGUUCAUGUAAUUUGCAAACUGAAAUCCUCAAUUGGUGUACACUCCAGAUAAUUUCUUUAAAGUUUUAUAACUCUGAUCCUAAAUCUCCUGGAGUUGCAACUCAGGAAAAACAAAAGAAUCAAGAAACACGUCACACAACAUAGUUUCUGUCAUCUAAGGCAGCUCUAAUUAUUCUGAUUUAUGUCCAUUUACCCCUACAAGAGGGAAAUGUUAUAAUGUUUAAGCUAAGGCAUUACAAGAGUCGUAUUAAAACACUUAAAAUGCACACAAAUGACGCCAUGUUUAGAUUUGCUCUGUUAAAAGAUACUUCUGUGUCACUCUGAACUGAGUCCGCCUUUUCUUUUUCUGGCUGGGAUAGCGCUUACCCUUUCCAAGACUUUGAAUAAUUCAACAUUCAGCUGAGGUAACUGAUGAGAUUUGCGAGCACAUAAUUCACCAAGAAAAUGUCAGAUGGGGUUAGAAACACGGGAGUCAGCCCAGAUUUUAGGAGCAGAGUUUGAAGAUCGUGACACGUCAAGGAGUCUGACAUUAAUUUCAAAGUUUUCCAGAAGAAUAUUAUCCAAUUCAGGUUUUUUUUUAUAUAGUUUUUUCAAGUAAACUACUUCAUGAUUUUCCUUAAAGCCUGUGCAGAUGACUGUUAGAGUUGAUUUCUAUCUGUAGUAUUUCCAAUGACUGAAUGUAGCUUAAAUUAUUAUGAAUAAAAGUUCUACUUAAAGAAACUAGGCAGAGCCACGUUGGACACCCUUCAGGACCACAUGUGGUGUUUCUGUGAUGUUUUUAGCUUGGCAUCGCCUGCGGGGUAGUGAACUCUUUGUGAAGAAACCACUGAAAGGGUGGAGACGCUCUCUGAGGAGCACAAGAGGCCGUUUCUGCUCGCUGCUCCCGGACAAUGACGGAGCGCCCAGGAGGUGAUUAAAGCUACCAGACAGAGGAGGGUCUGCAUGCCCAGAGUUAUUAGCGAGGGUCUUCUUCUUUGUCAAAGCUGCAUCCUGUUAUCCUGCCGCGCUGAAAGACAAGCUUCUUCCUUGAAACUAGUUGUUUUUCUACUUUUUUCUCAAUAAAUAUAAUCUGCGUAAGGGUGGUUUCUACUGUUAUUGUUAGGACAGUCCCAGAACAUGUGCAGCACUAAACAUCUGCAAUCAAAAAAGUGAUUGAAUGAUAGUUGGGGCAUAUGAGCUUCUUAUUCCUAAUAUCCUGUAUGGUGUCUGUUUUAUUUCUGUUCAUACUCAGGACAUUGUUACACUUUGAUUAUAUUGACCUACUGUGAUGAUGGGAUUGCAUGUUUGAUCAUCAGAAAAUGCGUCUUGUUCAUGCAAGAUAUCCAUGAUGGCAGGCAAAGCAGAGUCUGAGACCACGAGGACAGCCUGUGCCCUUGUAUCAUUAAUAACAUGAAAGUAUUUAUAGUUUCAACAGAUGAGUGGAACAGCACUGCAGGAAAGAGUAAAAAGAAGUUGCUGUAUUUUGUGCAUGAAGAUUAUUCCAGUGCCCCACCCAAGGAAUGCAUUAGCACUGAUCACCCGAGCUCAUUUACUCAUGCAGAAUUAUACAAACUUUAAAAUACAGUACCCUAAAAUAUUCCCAUACAUCUGCAGAGAUAGGCUGGUCUACACUUACAGCAUACCUGCCAACGCUCCCCUUUUUCCUGGGACUCUCCUGGAUUGUCAUUUCUCCCGGGAAUCUCCCAGGAUGGGACGUAGUUUGAUGGUCCACGUUCAUUCAUGAAUCGGAUCACUAUAUUUGUCCAAAGUUUCCAGGUUUCCAGACAACCGAAGAUUAAUCUGUGUUUCUGCUGAGCCUCACAGACUCUGGAUUGAUACUUUUACUUUACAGUUUGGGAUGAUUCAGGUCAGUUUAAGCUGUAAACUAUAUUUAAACAGUGUUUGUUGCAAAUGAACACUUCAAUGAAAGGGAAACAAACAUGAGAUGUAAUAUUAACGUUGAUAGUCUUACACCGUCUCGGAGUGAUGCAUAUGAAACAUAUGAGGACUUUAACACCAAUAUUCGUGGACAACCGUAUUUUUCGUACUAUAAGGCACACUUAAAAUCCUUUUGGCUUGUCGGAGCACUGCAGCUACCGUAGCCUUGUGGAGUUAUUGAGUUAAAUAUAGUUUGACUUAUCUGACUGUUUUGUUUGACUUAAUGUGCUCCUCACUGUCCUCUAUGGGAAAAGGCGAUCCCUCAGUGACAGAGCCUUCAGUGUGGCCGCCCCUCCUCUCUGGAACUCUCUUCCCUCUGAGAUUCGUCAAGCACAGACUCUUGACUCUUUCAAGUCUGCUCUGAAGCGACACUUGUUUAUUCAGGCUUUUGGUAUUUAGUUAGUUUUUUUUUGUAGUGUGUUGUUAAGCGCUUUGGGUAUCCUGAAAGGCGCAAUAUAAAUGUAAGAUAUUAUUAUUAUUAUUAUUAUAAUCCGGUGCGCCUUAUUUAUGAAAAUAGAUGUGAAUAGACGCAUUCAUUGAUGGUGCGCCUUCUAAUCAGGUGCGCCUUAUAGUGUGAAAAAUACGGUAAAUACUGUAAGUUUGAGGCAUAUCAUAGCUAUUAUUUUUUGUAUGACCAUUUGUUAUUGUUAAAACAAAACAAAAAAAGUGUGCAGCUUCACUUAUACUUUUUGGAUGAGCAAUCUAAUUACAAAUACUCUCAUAUUUAGCUCAUAUCCACCAUAUAAGGUAACCCCAAAACUGCACGCCGUGCGUCGCAAAAAUCUCCCGGAUUUUAAAACCCAAAUGUUGGCAGGUAUGACUUAGAGUAGCUUUCUGCAGGCCAAAAAGAACAGAAAAAAAAAACAAGAAAAAUUCUGACUGAAUCCAGAAACCUUGUGGAUCUCUGAAACUCUGCUCUUUUUGUUUUCUUGGUAGUGUUUCAAACCUUUGAUAAGAUGUUCUCAUUGAAACACCCAAAUAACCGCUGCCCUCCAGACAACACUCGUGACCACAUUGACCUUGAUGCAGCUUGCUGUGUAACAAAAUCUGAAACUUCUAAAGUCUUUCUUUAAUUUAAACGCCCUAACAUGUUUUACUUCCUGUGUCUAAAUUGACCUCUGCUCUGUUUCCUAAGAUGGCCUUCUCAUCUGCCUCUGUGUCCGCAUGACAGAAGGUCCAUCAGUGAUCUCAGGAUUAACGUCGUGUUUCAGCCUCUCAUGUCUCUGGACAAAAAGCACGACUGUCAGUGAUUAAAUACAUUAACAUGACAGUGCGGCGGAUAUUUCUGCUGCAUUUUCUGGUAUUUAUGGGCCUUUUUGUACCAUAAACGCUUCAGUCAGGAACAGACUCUGCUGAACCGCUGCAGUGAAACAGAUCUUGGGAUUACUGAGUGGGUCAAAGUAUUGUUUUAAUCUGGUUUUGGCGUUGUGUCCCUGAAUGGUGCAGAAAAGACAGAUGGCAGAGGUUUGAGUGAAAGCUGGUGGAGGGAGAGAGGGAGGGGGGAACUUACAAUCUGACCACUUGUUUCAUAAACGCAUCAUUUCGUGACGUCACUGACUUCCCUGUGCACAGUAUCUUCUACAGUAGGUUUCUAACAGCUGAGAGGAAGCUGCUUAGAAAGCUUCUCUUGAAGGACAAGUUGCGUAAAUGAUGAGUUUGCAGUCUUUUCUUUUUUCUCCAAACCUGGACUGACUGUGGGACCUUUAGGGCGGGCAGAAAAGACAUUUUAAUUAACAGAUUCUGACUGAUCCUUUACCACCAGAAAGACCUUUUUUGGAUUAUGUGAUGUAUUAUCUGACAGUGCUGAUAAGAUGCCAUUUAUUGCAGACAUGUGGACACAUUUAUGAACUUGAGCUCAGAGGAAAAAGGCGACUCAGUGCACCAAACGAGAAAGCGGGGAAACCUUGAAGCUAACUGAAGAGCAGGAGAGAUCCAAGUGUGUCAACUGUAAGCUAAUGCCAAUGAACCGAGAAAACUCCCUGUUGUCACAAGCAUGCAUGUGUGAUGUGUCUAUGAAUAGUGCAAAAACGAAUGGGCUUUUGAAAUGCAAAGCCCUGAAACACACUCUUAGACGUAAAACUCUCAAAAUCUGCUAAAUUACCCAAAAUUUUCUGUUUACAGAAAACUCUAGCCUAGCUUGCCAGCGCCACAUAUGAGCAGGUGUUACAACCAAGAUACUUGAGCCUUGACUUAAGUACUUGUCCAGGGACUUUUCAGUCUGACUUUAGAUUGCUGAAGGUCUGAUCCAAGUCUAAGUCAUUAGUUUGAAGACUUGGAUUGGACUGGGGUCUGAGUUGUUGGGUUAUGACUUUAAGAAAAGCUCAGUAUGUGUGGUGCAUGUGAUGUUUAUGUAAAUGAUUUGAAGUGAGAUGAAAAAUGAUACCAGAUCAUAAUAUUUAGUGCAAAAAUACGUCACUUAUAAUCUUAGAAUGAGUCAAGUAUGAGAUGAUGGUGUUGCCCUUGGCUGCUGUAAAUCGAGGAACUUAAUAACAGCACUAAGAGUGAACCUACUAGAGGACUGAAAAUGCUAAUUAUGAAACCGACUUUUGUGACCUAAAGCAAUGUACAAGACUUUUCCUACAUUUAUACGCAAAAAUCUGUUCAUAAAGUUGAGUAAAAGACAUGUUUUUGCUAUAAUACACCUUUUACUCACAUUACACACACACUCAGUUAUAGUGUUGCCUGUUAAUGAGGCUGUGAAUGCUCAUACGAACAGGGAAAAGAUGACCCACAUAACAGAAACGUAGAGGAGGCAGCGUCGUAGCUCAGAGCGCUGAGGUUAAUUUUAGUGCUUUCAUGACCUGCUUCGUUUCACAAAGGUAAAAUACACUCAUGUUUUUACACUUAAAUCAAGUCAGACACUACAGUGUUGGCAGGAUCUGUCAUCUCUGAUUUCUUUUUGCUGUGUGUCUAAGAACAUCUAAACCCUCCUCCGGGGGCUCUUUAACAUUUCUAUUAACAUGAACAGUCUGAACACUGGUGUGUAAAGUGUAACCAGAGCUUCAUUUUUUCAUGUUAACUGAAGAUGAAGUAAUGUGAGAAGCUAAGGCUUGUUCCUGGAGGAGUCCCUACAAGUCUAAAAGCCCAAUGUGAGCGUUACUCUGACAAAUUAGCAGAAUUUCUGCUUAUUAUAGCUUUGUAACUUUUUAAUUAACCUUAGAGAGAUUUGCCUCUGUUCCUCAGAGCCACUAAUCAAGUCUUUUGGAAUACAGUUGGAGUUGUUUUUAAUAUUUUGGAAUAAGAUAUGUUCAAAAACAUCACAGCUGAAUGGAGCAACAACAUAAAAAUUGUGUAAAUAAAGCACCCACAUACUGGUAAACAGAAAGAGCACAGAUCUACUGAUACUUAAACUAGCUGAAUGGGAUAAAUCUGUGCAAAACACUUCUACCUUUUGUAUGUGAACAGAUCGUGAGCUCCAUCUCAGGCUGCACUGGCCUCUAAACUGGACCUCUGAAGGUCAGCUGAUAGUGGAUACAGACAAAAACAGAGAUAGCAGCCUCAGUCUAGCAUAGUUAUAUAACAUCAAAAACAACAGUAUUUCAUGAGAAAUCAUCACAGAUUACCUUUGUUUUUUAGUUGAAUGAUCUCGUUUGAGUAAACUGAUCCUCUCUAUAGAAAGGAAAACCUCUGGAUGUCGCAGAAAUUCACAAGAGUUUGUUGCCAUUAAGCUGCCGGUCUCACAAAGUAAGUGGAUUUUACAGUUCGCUUCUAUAUCAUACUGGACUAUAUUUAGAGUUGCUGUUGUCCACUCAAAAAUAUUAUGUCAUAAAGGCCAACUACAAGAUCGAUUCAAUGAAUUAUAUAACCCUGAAUAUACAACAACCCAUUUUUUUUCAGAUGCAUUAAGGGAAAAGAAACCUUGUCUUAUAAUCGGAUCAAUAUGGUACAGUAUCAUUUUGCAUUGUGUUGUAGCGCAUCAUACUGAUCCUAUUCAAUUAUAUCGCAUUGUUUUGUAUCAUGGCAUCAUUUUGCAUUGUUUCAUCAGUCACCCUGCAAUUUCAACCCAGAGUCCUUUGUUGGGCAUUUAAGGAAAGAUAAAAACAAGGACUUUAAAGGGAUAUUCCGGAGUAAAAUUAAUUUAGGGUCAAACACACCGUUACACGGAGUUAGACACCCCCUUGAGAGAUGAAUGUUGCCGACCGCUUGCUUCUUUAGUUAUACCAACUCUAGUAACAACCGCACAAUAGCAAUACACAGAGCUCUCAGGAGCCACACACAAACCUCAACCAAAACGUCACUCUAUAGCCAUAAAUAAUGCUCAGAACAGCACCUAACUUCAUCAUUAAGUAGAGGUUUGUUUUUGCCAUCACAGCUCAUGUUCUAAGUGUUGGCCAGGGCGAUCUGGAGCAGUUUGAAUAAAUCUGUAACUUUUAGUCAAACAUCCAGACUAUGUCAAAUAAGAAAAAUACCAGAGCUUUACUUUGAUUUUCUUGCUGGUGACUUGUCUCGGUGGGUGGUAGACCAGGCCAAUCCCCCACUCUCUAUUCAGCUAAUCAUUUGUGGUCGGUAAUCUAAAACCAAUUAUCAGCAGCCAAAUGCCUUUCUGAAGAGUAACUAAUGAAAAUCAGGAAAAAAGCAGCACUGCAUUCCUUUCAUGACAUGCAGGUUAAAGAAAUGUUGGUGCACUUUUCAAAGUAUUUCUCGGGUCAGUGAGCAGGUCUUAUCACUGCUAUGUUUUUGUCAGAUCUAAAAUUUUCACACCCACUUAAACUUUAAUGAAAUUCGGGGGUUGGGGUUUUGAAUGAGCUGCCGUGGGAUGUUAAACAGGCGGGUACUAGCAGCUGCAUUCCUCACAUGCUUUGGAUGUAAACUCCUGCCCAGGUUCGAAUCGGAUGCACAGUUUUCUUCUUCUUUUAUCAGUCAUAGUGAAGCUGUUGACAGCUAUGGACGGACACUGACUUCAGCCCCCUGCAACAUGAGCAGGUAGAAGAAAACCGCUACGUGUCAUUCACUCAGCACGCGUCAUCAGAUAAAGACUGUUUUGAAAGGUGUAAUUCAGGGCUGUCAGACUGUUGUGGUAAUUUGAUUUAGUUGGUGCUCUGUCUGCAGGAAACAGCUGAAACUUAAUCCUUCUGUUGAGUCUGUGUUGCUCUGUCUUUCUUCAUAUUACAUAAUCUGUAGUUAUGUUAACAGACAACUUUGACACGGCUCAUUGUUGCAUGAAAAUAGAUUCCAGGGGUUGAUAACUUGUUAUUAAUUAGCGGGAUACCCAGGUAGUUUGAGUAUUAAAAACAUAUCUCCUUGCAUUCUGCAAAGCUACAACUGCUUUUCUAACUGACCUCUGCAAUGGAGUUCUUCUUUUUGGCUGUCACAACCUUUUUGUACGGAUUGUUUUUUAAGCAGAUAUGACUAUAUUUUGAUAAGAAAGCGGCUCAAGAGAAAAGGAGAAGAAAGGUAUAAUUUGUUAGCUAAUUCUAGCAUCAAAUUAGUUUGCAAAGAGCACAAGAGUUUAGCAAGAAUUGAAGAAUUGUGAAGAAUUAGACAAUGUACUUGCCCUGUAAAUAACUCACUGACAAUGCCCACAUAGAUAAUGCAUUAUACAUAUAUUUAUGAUGUGUUGUACUUUGCUUAUAAACUUGUAUAACUAUCAUUAUAAACACUCAUUAAUUAUCAUAAGGCUUUAUAACAAUAAGCAGAACACAUAAAAUAAAAUGUUACCAAAUCCAGAAUAUAAACUAUAGUAAUGCACAAGUUGCAGUCCACUAUUAGGGGUGUCUUAGAGGAAAAAAUCCAUGUGCAGUUUAUGUGCAGCUGUGAAACUUUUUCUAGUACCAUCCAUUUAUGUUAUGUUGAGUUUGCACUGAAGCUUAGCUCACAUUAACUGAUGUUUACAGACCAGUGCCUGCCAUCAUUAUGUCUACAGUUACACCACCUCCCUCCCCUGGUCACUUGCUUUCUAUUAUUGAAGAAUCUUUUCAACCGAACCAGAAGUUCAUUAAGUUUAUUCACCCGAUAGUUUACCUGGAUUUCUUUCAAAUGAGGGAGAAAUUUGUAAGAAAGUUGUGGCGUCAGUCUGGUCCUUGUGAGGGAUGCUGGCUAGAAAUAAGUUUUCAUGAGGUGAGCUGGCAAAGGAACCAGACUUCUCAGCAAACACAGCAUUUUUAAAUGACAGCAGGGAUCACACAGGUCCAGUAAUUGUAAAUGAGUCAGAGAGGUCAGAGAUGGUGCAUGACUGAGGGUAUGGAGAAGGCGCCUCCCACGACAGCUGUUUCUGAGAAUGAAGUCAGAAUGACGGCGAGACUUGACAUGUCAGCUGUCAGAGAGGAAGCCGAGACACAAAUGAAAGCAAAACCGGCUGAUUCAAUAAACAUCUUAAAACUACCGUCUAAACCAAUAAGAUAAUUACAUGCAUCAGUAUUUUAUCAGAGUAGUGAAGGCGUCAUCUACAGUAAGAGUAUUUCACGGAUAACACUGCUGCUGGGUAACUGUAGUGGUUUGAAAGGUGACAGAAAUACCCACCAGUAGCAUGCUGGUUGCAUUCCAGUGAAGUAUUAUCUAAGCACCCGGGUUUUUGACCCCAGACUGACCCUGAACAUCUCCCUCCAGGGCAGAGAAGACAAAAUCUCCCGGGUGUUGACAGGUUCCUGUGUCCUUUUAAAACAAACUUAGUGAAACACCUGUAAUCCCUCUAGGCUUUAAUCACAGGUUAGAGGUGAACUGAUGCCUCAAUUCAGCCACACAGAAGAUUCAAAUACUGCAUAUUCACAUUUAAAAAUAUAUAUUAUGAAAAUAAGUGACUACAGAAACUCUGAUUUUUGUGUGUUUCGCAAAAUGAAAUAAAAAAAAAAUCCAAAAGAUCAUAAUUUAAAGAAAAAUAAGACCAGAUCACAAUCAGGAUUUUGGCUUUCCACUAUCAUUGAACGAGACAGAUGUUGCUAAUUGAUGUAAAAUAACACAUGCUCAGCUUUAAGAAUACCUUAUUGAAGUUAAAGUUGUCAUAUUUGUCAAAUUGUUAACAUCCAGCAUGGGCCAAAAAUGCCUUUUUUUAGCCCUCUUGGGUUGUGAGUUGCUGUAUCAUAUUGAAAUCCUGCAGUUCUACUUUUAUGCUUCCAAUAUACAAACAACUGUGUAUUCAUUAUCAUGUCGACUGCAACAAAAACAUCACUCUGCAUGAAAUCAAUUCUUUGCACAAACUUUAAAAGGCAUAGUUUUUUUGCUUAAUUAAAUUGUCCUUUUUCAAAACUUAUAUUGAACGGAAAAGGUCAGAGAAAAUCAUUCUGACUAAAUCAGUGCAAGACAAGAUAAUCCUGAGGUGUGUAAAUCUGGCAUUUAUUCAGUUUUCUUUGCGAUUGACUGAUGUAUUUUACUCCGCAUGAGAGGGCAGUGGUAUUUCAGGAGUGAGCAGGUUAAUAAGUGUUCUCAGAGACGUCCUCCUCCUCUUCCUCCCCUUCUUCCCCCUCCCUGAAACAUGUGAAAGGAGGGUUUGGCAUUUCUUCUUGUCGUGAGUCCCGAGUUCCAAAAGUUUGCAUAAAAGGCCUGGUUGCCUAGCUGCAUGAGGAGUCUCAGUGUGGCUGCCAGGCUUUCCCUUGUGUGUGUUUGUGUGUGUGUGUGUGUGUGUGCAGGUCUGUAACUGAACGGGAUCCUCUGCAGUGCUGUCGGGCAGAGAAUUCCCCCUGUGCUUCAUCGUAUUCAGUUUUCAGCCUGCAGCAGGGCGUCAUUCAGAUGUUUCCAUAGUGAGUUAGCUCCUUUUCAGCUGAAGUGAAUUGACCUCUAAGAGAGAGUUUUCAUGCAUUCUCUGAAUUUCCGCUUUGUGUGGUCUCAUUUCACGUUUGGAGACGUUUUAAGGAUAUUUGUGGAGAUGCUGACCCAGAGUCAGUUCUGCGGGAGCACGUUUUCAUUUGCUAGCUUUUUGUAUGAGUUUUUGAUGCAGCUAAAAAUAUCCUUAUUGAAGAAACUUCACCAAGUGUGUUAUAAAUUUAGCAUUGAGAGUUGAAACACAAACUUGAGAAGUGAAUAAAACCGAGGAGACCAGAUUUAAGUCGUCUUUGUACGUCUCUCCAGAAGACGCAACUAUAAUUAUACCAUUGUAGACAAUUAUAUAUCAACUCUAUAUUAGCUUUUUCACCUUUUUACCGUCUGAUAGCUUUUUAUUUAGCCAUCUUUAUGUCUACUAUUUUUAAUACCACCCAUGACAAGAAGACAAUGAUCCUGUCAGUCAGUCCACACCAGCAUGAAGAAUCCCAGCGUUAUGUUUAAGACAGGACAUAGAGGUCAAGUCUGAUUCCUAUUAAAAACAGUGAAUAAGUUCAUACAGAAUGGCGGUCCAUGUGUGCUCAAAAUUCUGCUGUUUCUUUACAGCCUCGGUCUGGAAAUAGGAAACAAGUUCAAUGUCUCGCUUUGCAGUAAUGACCCACAAAAACCCACACAGGAUAAGCAGACGUUUUUAUUUUAGUUUGAGACCUUUUAGUGUCACUCCACAGAGCGUACAGACCUCUUGAAGCUGUCCUCUUAUCUCUGCAUGUCAGCUUUGCAGCGGCAAAUGAAGCAAAACUCACCAACUGAGCUGACAUGAGUUACAUUACCUGCUUUCGGCUCAUCUGUAGAAAACGCCUGCAUGAAUGACACUAAAGACAACAAAGCAGAAGAGACACUUACACUGAGCUGGCUUAACACAGGUGCACAUAAAAUGGGUAAAAGCACAUAGAUAAACCAUCAUCAUGCAUCAUUGGAAUGCAGUUAAUGCUCCUGGUGUGUGAUUUCAAACCAUGAGCUUCUUUUCACCCAGUGAGAGAGCUCCUGACACAAAGCAUGUUGGCUGCUUGAUUUACAUUUGGGCGUGCAUGUAAUAGAGUAAAGCAUUCAGUCCACCAGAGUGAGCAGCGCAGCUCAAACCUGGAGAAUAUAUGGCUGUAUUUUGGAUCUUGGCCAAAGUAGACAGAGAAAUGAUAUGGCUGGAAAUAUAGUAUGGUAGCACUUCUGUAUUGCUUUUCAAAGUGAAAGUCUGACCUUAUUUUUUUUUUGAUCUUGAAAGACUCCUCUCAUUUUCACACAGUGCUUUUAAUUUACACAGCUCUUCUUUUGAGUCUGUGCUAAACUUAAGCAUAAAGAAGUUGUCAUAAUUCUUGUAGGUUGUAGGUCUUGUGGAUUUAUCGACAUAUUUUAAUAAUCCAGUAGGGCUGGGCAAUAUGGCGUCAAAUCAAUAUCAAGAUAUAUUGAGCAGUUCAUCUUAAUAAUGAUAAACGGAUGAUAACUAGGGAGACUGGGGCUUGUUGUCACAUGGGUAAGUUGCCACAGUGCAGUUAUCUUUGCCACCAGAGGGCGCAACUAAAAAGUGGAAUACUAGUUUUCUUUAUUUAUAUGGUCAGGGGUCGUGUCCUGUCUGAGAAGUGAAGCGCACAUUAUGAGCUGAGAUGAGUGCCAAUUAACCAUUUUGCACAACCCAAAGUAAAACAUUUUAACUUAAAAUAUUUAAAAAUAAGCUUCUUCCAGAUAAAAAUCUUAGCAGUGAAAAAUAUGGACUUGUUAGAGGAGAGAUGAAGGCAUCCUGUCAUACCUCAGUCAUUGUUCUGUUUUAAGCUAACUUUAACCUAGAGCUAGAAUUAGCAAAUGUUGUAGUUUGGGGCAACAUGUCUCAGUUAUUUUGGGUUUAGUUGUCACAUGUUUAAAAGGGAUUAAAAUUUACAUAAAGAGUCUGUUUAUCAGCAGUUUACAUGAUGAAAUUUUGACUUUAUUUUUACAGAAAAAAAGAGUGCUUUAAAGGAGAGGAGAAAGUGAGAAAACAUGGUCAGGAAUUACAAAAGAAAAACAGAACAUGGCAGUGCAGUUCCUGACGUGAUGCUGAGUGCAAUCAGGCAGGUGAUCCUCGCUAAUAAAUCAAUCUGGAGGUCAAUAAAGGACUUUAAUGUCAACGACCAUACCUUGGCUCGGUACAGCAAAACAUUCACCCCAGCUGAAAUACAGUCAGACAGCUCUCCAAACUCCAGAGCAUGUUGUAUAAUAUUUUAUGUUAACGUUUGUUCAACGACUUUUUUUAGCUUUAUCAUAAACAUUUUCUGUGUUUGACUUUAAUGCUCACUUUCAAGUAAAAAAAAAAAUGAUAACAACAAUAAUUUUUUACUUGUUUUAUUAGCUGCAAAAUCCACACCAAAAUAUAUUGACAUGAGUAAAAUGACGUCGGUAAAUUUUCGGAUUGUCGCCCAGCCCUAUAAUCCAUUAACAUCAGGUCAUAGGAGAUAUCUUCCAGAGUGUCUCUCUCCCUCUCUUUAUGACUCAUUCGUCCCUUACUAAGUCAGAUGGCUGUGUUUCAGUUAUGCAGACGUCUCAGAUUUUCGCUGAGUGUACCUGAAGUUUUCACACAGACGGUACUUUAGUGAAGGGGCUCUCCAUUCAGUUUGGUGGUUCUUGAGAGGAGGAAUCAAAGUGAAGUAAUCCCGCCGAGGCUGAUAAAGAGAGGAAGUGCAUGAUGCCCUGAGAUGUGACUGUGAUUGGACGAGUUUCCUCUUCGCUGAAGAACUCUUGAUGCACAGCCAUGUUUUCUGGUUGAGUUAAGACGAAGCAUUAAUGACUUGGAUAUAAUCCUCUCCUCUCUCUGUAUUUGUCUGUGUUUGCCUGCAGGGCUGUAAAUCAGUGUAGUAGUUGAUGUCAUCUCUAACAUGUUAUCUCGUCCUUUGCUGUGUUUCCAUAAAUGAAACGUAGUCAUUAGAGCGACUGUCAUCACAGAUUAGACUCCGGGGAUCUGAUGGGACAUGUCUCUUCCUCUGUACAGUCGAGGCAGAGACGAGCUGAGUAGAAAAUGCUGUUCACUGUCUCUCACAUCCUGUGUUUGUCUCAGGUUACUGGCUCUUACUUUGGCUUUGUCAUGCCCCUGCGGAGAAGAGUGGUUUCAACAGUGUAUACUUGUUUUGUUGAGUUAGCAUCACCCAGUUCUGCUGUACUUGUAGAUCUCUCUGUCUGUGUUUCUCAUAGUUACCCACAGUCUUCAGGAAGAAGAAGAAGAAGAAGCAGAAAAGAAUAAUCAUCCAGUAAAAUCAUCUUUCUAGUAUUUCAUCUCUGGUUUCCACAAACAUGGACACAAAAUCUUUCUCUUUUUCUCAUUCUCAUGUUUGAAUUCCACCUGCGAUAAUCUUCUAUAAUCUAUAAUCAGACUGUAUUUUUAUUUUGCAUGGCAGCGAUUCCCAAAGACAUCAGGAGGAAACAGCUUACUGUGUUUAAAUAAGAUGACAUGUGAAUGCAAUAGAUAACAGACUAGGUAAUUUACAGUAAGCAAACAGGUGGAGUUGACUGCUCACCUCAGUCAUCUGUAUUACGUGUUUUACUGUUUCAGUAUUUUUAAAGCACCUUUAUCUACAUUGGUGUGGUAUCAAUACUGAUACAGUCACAAAACACUCCUAUCUCUGCAUGUGCUAACCCACCACCUUGUAAUCUAGUCAAAAAGACUAUAUUGAGAUAUGAAAGCCAGGGAUGCUUUUGAGUGACCAAUAUCUGAGCGGUUUGAAAGGAAAUGGAAAUUUGCACCAACUCACUAGCUAUAAACCUAUUUUCCAGUUGCAUACAUGUGUGGAGAUGAGUCCAUGAAAUUCCUCCCCACUGUUUUAUUAUGGCUCAAAAAUUUGUCUCAAAUACUGUCAAAAACUUUUGCACUUUUCCAGAUUUUGGGGAGACUGUGUCACAAUAUUCUAGUUUGAUGAACAGGCUGCUAACUAGAUAACAGUCACUUUCUUUUAACUAAGUUUCUUGUUGAUUUAAAAGUGACUUUGUUUAGUUCAAAAGGACUUGUUUUCUAGUUUUGACACAUUAUGAAUUUGAGAGACAUACUUCUGUUCAUCCAGGUUUGUAAGUCUGACUAUAAAAAGGUUGAUUUCCAUGCAGUUUUAGCUGGACUAACAUGUUUACAACUAGGGCUGGGUGAUAUGGCCUCAAAUCAACAUCAUGAUAUAUUGAGCAGUUCACCUCGAUAAUGAUAAAUGGAUGAUAACUACUCCACUUAGUCUACUUUAGCCGCCACUCCAGCUGCUACAACUUUUAAACCUUUCUCCAUCUCCUCACCUGUCUUUCUUUCUUUGUUACGGACUGGAUCAGGUGGAGUUAUGACUCCGAUGUAGGACAGCAUCCUAAAGGGACAUGAGACCAUAGCCUACCUACACAAAUCCAAAGCCACCUUUAACUAUUUAUUUUUUUGACACGGAAUAUAUUGACAUGGGCAAAAUGACGUUGGUUAUUAUCAUAAAUUUUUAUAUUUUCAGUCUAUUGCCCAGCCCUAUGUACAUGCUUUUUUAAAAGUCCAGUUUCAGUCAGACUAUUGUUAAAAAAGUCAUGUUUUUAAGAACAUCUAAACGUACUGAGUCACUGUGAAAACUGUUGAAAGGCUCCCCCCUCACAGCAGGUAGGGGUAUUUAAAAUUACAACAUAGAAAUUAUCAAGCUUGUCAUCACUGGCCUCAUUUGUAUUUUUAAACCAGAGAUGUAUCACUUCUCAGCCUGUUUAAUAACCAAUCAGAAACGUGUAACAGUACCUUUAAGAUAAGAAAAUAAUCAAAGCUAAACACAAUUUGGUGGUAAGCCUCAAAAUCGUCCAGAAUAUUUCAAAGGCUCGGGUGUAAAAGAAGAUUUAGAGGCAUCUCCUGCCAGAACAGCGUUACCAGCAGAAAGUGAUCAGAGGCAGAGCAAUAAAUCUGUCGAUUCAGAGUAAAACAUGGACAGAAACAAUGCUGUAUGAAUCUUGACUCGAGUUUGAUUGUGGGAGUUUAACCCCCUCCGGUUAGACUGCCACAUUAGCUCCCCAGACAGAAAGUGUUGGAAACGCCUGCAGCUACUUUUCUCCCUUUUUCUCACCCUUCACAUUCAGAGAAAAGACUGCAGGAAUCUUGGCUGCUCCCUGCAAAACUGACUUCAAGUUGUUUACAAACCCCUCGUGUUAAAUAAUAAUUGUGUGAUGUCAGGUCUUCUUUGACAUUUAAGAGUAAAAUGAUCUUUAAUGAUAGUAAUGUUUGUCUAUAAGCUCAGAAUAAAAGGUGGUUUCCUCUAACCUUUCCUAAACACUCCCACCCUGUGAUUUGGUGCGUUUUAGGAUUAAAUGUGAAAAUAUCAAAGGAAUUCCUGCUCAGAUUUGAGGUAGGGUUAUUGAGCGUUCCUGAUGAGACAUGUUGAAGUGUUUUUAACAGACCUUUGAUAGUCGGCUGCAGGAUUCAGCUGCUGCUUCUUCUGCUGUCUUGAUAUAAAAGUCUUAAAACAAACCCGAGUUCUCCUCCAUUUAUGCUGCAUAAGUUCGUGCUGAGAAGUGCCAGUGAAAAUGAGGAUUAUCCUGGUCAGUGUACCAGUAUGAGAAACAUAAGAUAUGCUAUAGUAUAAAAAAUACAAAGUUUAUUUAGGACUCUGCAGUUCCACCUGGUUAUAAUUAUGAGUCCUGUCAGAGCCUAUUACAAGUAAUAGAGGCCUCAUCGUGUCAGGACGUGCCCAAAGCAUCUGUUUCCACUCAGGCCUCAAACUUUUAUUACUUUAGAUUGAUAUCUGGUGAAUGACAUGUGAGAGUCUCACUAAUUCAGACCCGAUUAUUUAUGAUGCUUCAAGCUGACAGACUAACCGAUCUCUCAGUCGUCAUACAUAAAAAGCCGAGACUUAGUAAAGUCGUGUGUAGAUACACUUGUGCAAGAUCUUGCAACUGAAAAACUAUGGUUUUCUAUGCAGAGAUCUGUUGAUUUAGUAAUAUUAUCAGAUCUUUUUUUAUGUGCAUUAUAAAUCUCUGCAUACAACAGCUAAUAAAGAUUAAUGGAGGCUGUAUUACACAUGCACAAAACUCCUAAAAAGACAGAUAUAAGAUAUUGGAAUGAGUUGCAAACAGCCUGAUUUUUCAUCCUGAAUUUAACCAAAAUUUUUCCUGCAAGCCUCCAUGUAAAAUUCCUGCUAUAAGUCAGGAUGAACUGAUGGGGAAAUACUGCAUUCAGGGAAAACCACUGAGCGGGAGCAGGUGGGCUAAUGAUGAUUGUAUCAUUUGACCAAUGUGAAUCCAGAAGAGUGAAGGUCUCCGCACCCUGAGUCCGUGUGUUUUUAGAUGUGUUUUUAGGGUUCCUCACCAGAUUUGAAAAAUUGUUGCAGGGCACCAACGGCCAAGUCGUGCAAGUGCUCCACAUAAAGAGUCUAUAGUCCUCUUCACUGCAGCCACCAUUUCACUUCCCAGCCUUGACCUUCCCUCUUGAGCUUUUUGAUUGACAGCAAAAUGUCCAAAAAUAGCACUUAAGAAACAGGUUGUUGACAGACACCUUGCACGCUAAAGCUGAACCUGCAAAAGUUUGCAUUGAAGAAAAGUUAGACAUUUAACAGCUGAUUUUUUGAAAGGAAAGAAAAGGCUUGGUUUAUCUAAUCCUGAAAAAAGACGAGGGCAAGGAGAGUUUGAGCUGCUGAUAAAGGAGCUCUGGGAUUAUCAUGAUCGCUUUCAGUUCACAAAGGUGAUCAGACAAGGUGGUUUAACAUUAUCUGAAUAAAUGUCUGAAUGAUGCUCACGGUUUAACUCCCCUCAAAGAGUGUAAGGCAUUUACACACAGGCAUUAACAUAAAAUCCUGUUAACCAUUUUGCUCUUGUACCUUUGUAAAGCUCUGGUUGUAGAGCUACUCUGUCUGAAACAAUAUUAUAGCAGAAAAUGAAUGGUUUUUUCUGCUCUAAUGUCAGCCAUAAGUACCAAAUAUUUUGUAAAAAGGUAAAUCAUUGAAGAAUAAAUACCUCUUCCUGAAUGUUAACUUACUUCUUACUACCAAAACUUGUAACAGAAAAAAGUUUGUAAAGAAAAUGUGUCAAUAUGCAACCAGUUUGCAAGUCAGUUUGCAUCCUGCAGAAAAACAAAAAUAAAACAUGAAUCAUAUAAGCUGAACGUUGUGAGUCUUAGACAAACACAUGUAGCGGCACGUUUCUGUAAAAUAAAAACAAAUGGAUCAUAAUGGUGUUACUUCAAGUCGUGCACACAGUCUAAGAAAAGCAGAGCUAAACCCUUGAUUUCUUCUUACAAUUGUUUGACUAAAGAUUGAAUUAAAGCUCAGAAAAAUUUGCAGUGUAAGUCAAAUCUGCAUCAAGAAUUAUUACAAAAAACUGCUGGACUUCCAGUUUAGCUUUUAAGCCUCAGAGCCUUUUUCCUGAAGGUUAAAGAUAAAAUCAGCAGGAAUUUACUUCAAAACCAAGAAGACUUGGAGACAACUGUCUCUGUGGAAGAGCUUUGAGAUGUCUUAUCAGGCAGGACUACAUUCCUCUGAGUUUGUAGAGUCUGAUAUUUUCGUGGGACUCCUUUAACUCUGUCUGUGAAUGAUAAGAAACUGAUCUUUCUCAGGCACAGUAGCUGCACACUCCCUGCGGUUUGGCAGAAACCACAGCUAGUAGUUUGUGUGGGUGUGUUUGAUGUGGUUCAGACUGCGCCGAUAGUGUGUGUGUGAACUCGCAGCAGUUCAGCUGGUCAGCCGGCACUCUGACCAAAUCUGACCUCUGGUUUUUGGCUCCCAUUGCGGAUUAUUUUUGCAGCUCACAUGACUCCACGAGGACUGUAUGUGGGUGUAACAACCUGGACAGCUGGGAUGUCAGUCCUCCUGGUUUUCCUGUUUUUUUCACUCCUUGUGUUUCCUGUUCUCUUCCAGCAGCUGAGAGGAUGAAGGGCAGGAGUCCGGGCAGUUUGCGGCAUUUGUAAAAGGGAACAGAAACACUGGCGGACUCUACGGCUUGUCUGUGUGCGGCGGAGCUCACCAUGAGCUAGAAUCAUCAGGGACUGUCACCGCCGCUGCCCCCCACCCCACCCCACCCCUGUCCUGAGCUCUGUGUCUGACUGACAGCAGCCUAACUCCCCCUGCUUCAUGAUCCAGCAGGAUGCGGCUGAGGUCCUCGCACUCUCCGAGCGCCUCCUCGUAGCUUCACACAAGGGACAGGCCGACAAUGUGGUCCAGCUCAUCAAUAAGGGAGCGAAGGUAGCCGUCACCAAGGUGAGUGUGAUCACAGCCUCCUAAAGCUGACUUUGGAAAGACUUUAAAUUGACUGACAGAAACAUUUGAUCUUAUGAGUGGAGUUGUUGUUUUGAGGUUAAUUACAAAAGUUAGAGUCCCUGUUCACAAGGAAAACAAUAACCAACAAUACCCAGGUAUCUCACUUAUCAAACCUGUACGAAAAAAGGUGAGUAUGUGUGAAGCAGCCAUCUCUCUGUGUGUCUGUCCGUUAAGUAUGCGCCACAGCAGUCUCUAAAACCAGUCCGAACCAUACUCAGUGAUCCUGCACAUUGUUAGGUGAUUUUAAUUAAAUAACUGCUGCUAAAUAUCUGUUAAUGUCACUUUAAAUUUUUACUCCUAACAUUGACGUUAUAGGACACACUCUUUUUUCUUUUUUUUUCUUUGUGCUUUAGAGGAAUGUCAACAUGAGACAAAGCUGAUGAAAUGUUGGAUGGACUUAGAGAUAAGCUUUUAUCUCUUUAUGACAUUUAGCAAAAAGCGUGGUCAGGCCCUGUUGUAGACCUACUCAGGCUGGUCAGCUUGUUUGACUUCUAUAUUGGAGUGUGAAGGCUUGUUGAUAAGGAAAUAAAGUCCUUUAAUCAGGCUAAUCAUAUUAAUAAAUAUAGAUCAAAUAUGUAUUAUGCUUUUCUAAUGAGACAUCUUUCUUUCUGGUUUUAUCAUCUUACUCAUUUUAUUACCUAUUUAUCCCAUAGUAGUCGAAUAGAAGUGGUUUAAUGUGAUGAUAAUGAUAAGUUAGAACAAAACUAAGAUUUGCCAUUGAUGUGUCUGGACCCCGCUGGAAACUCUGAGUCUUGUUUGCUGUUUUCAUAAAAUCCCCUAAUGCGACCUGUUAUUGGCGUGAUACUGUUCAGGCUCAGAGGCUUUAUCUUUCCUGUCAGAGGUCUGUUUCAUAGUUGGUGCAUGUUUUGGUGUCAUUUUACCUCCAUUGUGUUAUUGAAGUGUGUGACUCAUGCCUGUGGUCUGGUGAAGGAAGCCCAGUGAGAGUUUAAUGGAUAACAGGGAGUGGGUUGAACUACCUCUCGAUGUGUAGUUGCAGUAUUUUUAAACCUGAGGACAAAUUUACAUAUCAUUAGGUCUAAAUUAGGGCUGGGCGAUAUGGCCCUCAAAUCAAUAUCAUGAUAUAUUGAGCAGGUCACCUCGAUAGCAAUAAAUGGAGGAGAACUACUCCACAAGCUGGUCAGCCCUCUCCAGUCGCUACAACUUUUGAACCGUCCUCCAUCUCCUCACCUGUCUUUCCCUCUUUGUUACUGACUGGAUGGGGUGGAGUCAUGUCUCUGACAUAGGACAGCAUCUUAAAGGGACAUGAGACCAUAGCCUAUCUACACACAUCCAAAACCAACGUUUAUUUACUUAUUUUUUUGACACAGAAUAUACUGACAUAGGCAAAAUGACGUCGGUUAUUGUCGUAAAUUUCAGUAUCGGUAAGUUUUCGUUUUAUCGCCCAGCCCUAGUCUAAAUGUCCAAUAACUGGCAUCAUCCCUUCAGUUGACUGAUCCAAUCUGCAGCAAUGAAACAGGCUCAAAGGACUGCAGUGCAACUUUGUGCAACUGCUCGACUGCAGUAUGUCUGCAAAAGAGCUUUUUUCAGCCGGAUCAUUUUCUGCUUGUGAGACAUCAGAUGUGUUUUUAGUCAUUGUGACGUAAAUACAGUUCUAUCUGUGAGCUCAUCUGCAGCUCUUAAAGCAAUUAGACACAAAACAGAGCAUGAACGUGUUACUGCACUGGAGCUGCAAACACAUAAACACAACCUCAUUGUGUUUUAACACUUAACUUAUGAGAACAAAUUCAGCCGCCCCAUAUUCAGCAGAGAGGAUCAUUUACAGCCAGUGUUUCAAAGCUCUGAAGUGUUUUUAUGAGACUUACGAGUCGCUUCAGGCUGCUCUCGUGAGUGUGUAACGCUGGGAAAAAAACUAAGACUGUUUGUGUGUGAUCAGAAAGAUGAGGAUAGAACAAGAUGCCCAUGCUGGAUCCUUCUCCAAUUCACAUUCAUGUCUUUAGUCACUGAUUCAAGUGUUUGAUUUCCUUAAUAAUAUCGAAAGCAACUGCAAACAUGAGCUUACAGGCUGCAUCAGGGGCCCUUCCCUUUUACACUCUGAGAUCUCUGAGUCUGAAUCCUCAACACGGCAGCCUGGAUUUGCUCCCUGUUCAGGUGCUUUACUGAAUACUCCUCCUGUUCCUCUGCUGCUUUUCCUCUCUAUCCUUGUUUAUCUCUAAAAUGAAGAAGAAACGAAAAAAUAAAUAAAUAAAUAAACCAAACAAUAACAAUGCCACAGCUGAGCUACUGUGUGAACAGAUGGAUCUUAGUGAUACAAACAUGCACACUCUCCCCUGAGGUCUUCCUUUAUUCUUUCAUCUCUGCUCUCACAUCUCCUGAAACACACUGAGGUCAAAGGUCAUUCACCAGAGCUCAGGAUGUGUUGUAACUCUCCCGUGUGCCAGUUUGGGCGAGGGCUUAUCGAGAACAAUAACCGUGAUGUCAGAUGUGCAGAGCUAAUUACAGACAGAGGCGAGCUUGAAUGAUACACAUCAGUCUGUUCUCUAGUUAGAGAUUCAACUUGAAGUCGAAUCAGGACACACAGGAACAGACUUUGUGAUGGGAAGUGUUCAGGUUUCCUUUUUGGAGUCUGAGUAUUGACCAGUGAUGUAUCAGCAGGCUUCAGUGUUUUCAGGAAAAACAGACUGUGAAUAACCUUGUUUCACAUUAUUAAGAAAUAUGCACAAAAUGCCCAGUCAGUAUCAUCAGAGUGUGCAGUUAUUCUGAGAUAGAUCUGAUCAUUAGUUGCGUUUACAUGGGCACAAAUAAUCAGAAUAAAAGCCCGAUUGGAAUAAAAAAGCGUCAUGUAAACAUGUUGAUCGGAAGAUUCUGAUCCAAUCUGGCUCAAUCGGAAAGAAAUUGUAUUCCGGGUGGUUCAUGCCGAUUAUUAUUCCAAAACACAUCCAUGUUAACACUUAUUCCGAUCGCGGCUCUCUCACCUGACUCUAUCCUCACUCUUUAGCCUUUAGUUUAUUUAUUGAGGUCAGUACAGGAGGUUUCAUUAUUAACACUCUGGCAUAAAACAAAACCGCAGGUGCUGUGUCUGCUCCCCUGGUAACAUAGCAAGAUAAUCAUACUCCAAAUUAAUUUUCAUAAUCAAGGCCAUUGUGGUAAAAACAUCCUGUAGUGGGCUGUAAAAUGAGAGACAACAUCGUAAAAUUCCAACAUGAUUUUCUUAUUUCAUUCCUUGUUGUUUAAAGUUAACAGUAAAUCAGAUUUACAGUAGUUGUUUUUUUCUGCAGUGUGCAUCAGCUAUUUUGGGGAAAUUUUGCAGUACAACAACAAACUGUUUACUACAAUAUCACAUAAUAAAAUUAGAAACCUGCCUCCCUACUAUUCAUGGACAGCUUAAUAAUCUGUUAAAGCUCAUUCAGGGCUGUUUUCAGUGAACACAUACUAAGGUAAGAGCACCAACAUGAGUGUUAACAGAGAUUUUUCAAAGUGAUUAUACACAAGCAAGUUUUCGGUGCAAUGAGGAUGUUUUUUUAUGCACAAUCUUUGCAGAGACCAGAAAUGAAAGGAGAAAACACAAGAAUGCUUGCUGAGCUCUGUUUGUGUGUAAUCUUUACUCUUGUUGUUUCGUAUCAUGUGCUCUGUGUUUUCUGUUCUGGCUCUGCUAACCAAUUUUCCAUGAAAACAUGAACACAUGGCCUCAUAUUGACACAGCUACAACAACACUGGGUGUGUGUGUGUAUCUGUGUGUGUAUGUGCUGCUCACACUGAUGGUUUAGUGUGGACCGGCUGUGUUUGGUCUUUUGGCAGAUAGCCAGUAUGAAAGCUUAAUCCUGGAUAAAAAGGAGCAGAGUUUCAUAUCAAACAUUCCUCUGCUCAGAAAAAGAAAUGUGGGAAUAUUUUCCUAAAUGCUGAAAUGAUGAAUGAAGUGAGAGUUCAGAGUUUUCUGUCUGCAGAAAAUCAGAAUUUCCCCUCUGGUAAUCUCUUAAAAACCUUCAAGACAUUUUAUUGUUUAUUGAUAUUUAAGAUUUUAAAUGUUUGUGUUCAGACUUUUUGACUGCAAUGAUUUCCAUUACAGAGCCAUGUCUGUUUUUGAUGCAGAGCAACAAAGUCUAAACCGAACAUACUGACUCUAGCUAAGAAAUCAGUGCACACUCACACACCUGUAUCAGUCUGGAGACGACAAAGGCUCUCUGCUGAUCUGAGACCUGCUGUUUACCUGAACUCGCCUAGUGGCUUCCCUCCAAGUCGGGCCCAGUGAAACUCAAUCCAAGAAGCACAUAAAUGCAGGCCGAGCCGCACCCAAACAAAGCACGAACCUCCUCACACGACAUAAUGCCCAGGGUGAAACACAACUUGUGCUUUUAUGCACUCGUACCCGCUGCAUCUGUAACCCAACUCUUUCUACUCUGAUAAGUCACCUGGAUUUAAUGUUUGAAGUCAGGCUGACAUCCUGCUGUGUUACUCUUCUUCAUGCUUUUCAUCACACCAGAUAUGAUGAUCCAGAAGUCAGGCUAUGUUUGAGUUAAUCCUCUUAGAUAACUUAAAGAAGGAAAGUCCUGCUGCUGUGGUUUUUAGUCAUGCCACCCUCUGUGUUUGAGUCUAGAGCAUCCCCGAACUCCACAGUCUAUACGUAUGAUUUCAGAUGAGGAAAAUGAUAGGUGCUUUAAUGUCAUGUAGGGCUGGGCAAUAAAACGAUAAUGAUAUGUAUCAAUGCAGUGAACUGUCAUCGUCUGUCAGGUUAGGGUAAGGGUUAGGGUUAUGGUUGAUGCUAGGGUUAGGGUUAGGGUUGUGGUUGAGGAUAGGGUUAGGGUUAGGGUUGUGGUUGAGGCUAGGGUUAGGGUUAGGGUUAUGGUUAGAGUGAUGUUUGAGGCUAGGGUAAGGGUUAGGUUAGGGUUAGAGUGAUGUUUGAGGCUAGGGUAAGGGUUAGGGUUAUGGUUGAUGCUAGGGUUAGGGUUAGGGUUGUGGUUGAGGCUAGGGUUAAGUUUGGGUUAGGGUUAGUGUUGUGGUUGAGGCUAGGGUUAGGUUUAGGGUUGUGGUUAGGGUUAGGGUUAGGGGUUAGGGUUAUGGUAGAGGCUAGGGUUAGGGUUGUGGUUGAGGCUGGGGUUAAGGUUAGGGUUAGGGUUAUGGUUGAGGCCAGGGUUAGGGUAAGGGUUGUGGUUGAGGCUAGGGUUAGGGUUAGGGUUGUGGUUGAGGCUAGGGUUAGGGUUAUGGUUAGGGUUGUGGUUGAGGCUAGGGUUAAGGUUAGGGUUGUGGUUAGGGUUAGGGUUAGGGGUUAGGGUUAUGGUAGAGGCUAGGGUUAGGGUUGUGGUUGAGGCUGGGGUUAGGGUUAGGGUUAGGGUUAUGGUUGAGGCCAGGGUUAGGGUAAGGGUUGUGGUUGAGGCUAGGGUUAGGGUUGUGGUUGAGGCUAGGGUUAGGGUUAGGGUUGUGGUUGAGGCUAGGGUUAGGGUUAUGGUUAGGGUUGUGGUUGAGGCUAGGGUUAAGGUUAGGGUUGUGGUUGAGGCUGGGGUUAGGGUUAGGGUUAGGGUUAUGGUUGAGGCCAGGGUUAGGGUAAGGGUUGUGGUUGAGGCUAGGGUUAGGGUUGUGGUUGAGGCUAGGGUUAGGGUUAGGGUUGUGGUUGAGGCUAGGGUUAGGGUUAUGGUUAGGGUUGUGGUUGAGGCUAGGGUUAAGGUUAGGGUUGUGGUUGAGGCUAGGGUUAGGGUUGUGGUUGAGGCUAGGGUUAGGGUUAGGGUUGGGGUCGUGGUUGAGGCUAGGGUUAGGGUUAGGUUUAUGGUUGAGGCUAGGGUUAGGGUUAGGGUUAGGGUUGUGGUUGAAGCUAGGGUUAGGGUUAGGGUUAGGGUUAUGGUUGAGGCUAGGGUUAGGGUUACGGUUGUGGUUGAGGCUACGGUUAGGGUUAGGGUUGUGGUUGAGGCUAGGGUUAGGGUUAGGGUUAUGGUUGAGGCUAGGGUUAGGGUUAGGGUUAUGGUAGAGGCUAGGGUUAGGGUUAGGGUUGUGGUUGAGGCUAGGGUUAGCGUUAGGGUUAUGGUUGAGGCUAGGGUUAUGGUUAGGGUUAGAGUUGUGUUUGAGGCUAGGGUUAGGGUUAUGGUUAGGGUUAGGGUUUUGGUUGAGGCUAGGGUUAGGGUUAGGGUUGUGGUUGAGGCUAGGGUUAGGGUUAGGGUUAGGGUUGUGGUUGAGGCUAGGGUUAGGGUUAGGGUUUUGGUUGAGGCUAGGGUUAGGGUUAGGGUUAGGGUUGUGGUUGAGGCUAGGGUUAGGGUUAGGAUUGUGGUUGAGGCUAGGAUUAGGGUUAGGGUUGUGGUUGAGACUAGGGUUAGGGCUAUGGUUGUGGUUGAGGCUACCGUUAGGGUUGUGGUUGAAGCUAGGGUUAGGGUUAGGGUUAGGGUUAUGGUUGAGGCUAGGGUUAGGGUUAGGGUUGUGGUUGAGGCUAGGGUUAGGGUUGUGGUUGAGGCUAGGGUUAGGGUUGUGGUUGAGGCUAGGGUUAGGGUUAGGGUUAUGGUUGAGGCUAGGGUUAGGGUUAGGGUUAGGGUUGUGGUUGAAGCUAGGGUUAGGGUUAGGGUUAGGGUUAUGGUUGAGGCUAGGGUUAGGGUUAGGGUUGUGGUUGAGGCUAGGGUUUGGGUUAGGGUUGUGGUUGAGGCUAGGGUUAAGGCUAGGGUUAGGGUUUUGGUUGAGGCUAGGGUUAGGGUUAGGGUUAGGGUUAGGGUUAGGGUUAGGGUUGUGGUUAGGGUUAGGGUUAGGGUUGUGGUUGAGGCUAGGGUUAGGGUUAGGGUUGCGGUUGAGGCUAGGGUUAGGGUUAGGGUUAGGGAUAUGGUUGAGGCUAGGGUUAGGGUUAGGGUUGUGGUUAGGGUUAGGGUUAGGGUUAGGGUUGUGGUUGAGGCUAGGGUUAGGGUUAGGGUUAGGGUUGCGGUUGAGGCUAGGGUUAGGGUUAGGGUUAUGGUUGAGGCUAGGGUUGGGGUGGGGUUGAGGCUAGGGUUAGGGUUAGGGUUAGGGUUGUGGUUGAGGCUAGGGUUAGGGUUGAGGCUAGGGUUAGGGUUAGGGUUGUGGUUGAGGUUAGGGUUAGGGUUGCGGUUGAGGCUAGGGUUAGGCUUAGGGUUAGGGUUAUGAUUGAGGCUAGGGUUAGGGUUGUGGUUGAGGCUAGGGUUAGGGUUAGGGUUGUGGUUGAGGCUAGGGUUAGGGUUAGAAUUGUGGUUGAGGCUAGGGUUAGGGUUAGGGUUGUGGUUGAGGCUAGGGUUAGGGUUAGGGUUGUGGUUGAGGCUAGGGUUAGGGUUAGGGUUAUGGUUGAGGCUAGGGUUAGGGUUAGGGUUGUGGUUGAGGCUAGGGUUAGGGUUGUGGUUGAGGCUAGGGUUAGGGUUAGGGUUGUGGUUGAGGCUAGGGAUAGGGUUAGGGUUGUGGUUGAGGAUAGGGUUAGGGUUAGGGUUAGGGUUGAGGCUAGGGUUAGGGUUAGGGUUAAUGUUAUGGUUGAGGCUAGGGUUAAGGUUAGGGUUGUGGUUGAGGCUAGGGUUAGGGUUGUGGUUGUGGUUGAGGCUAGGGUUAGGGUUAGGGUUGUGGUUGAGACUAGGGUUAGGGCUACGGUUGUGGUUGAGGCUACGGUUAAGGUUAGGGUUAGGGUUGUGUUUGAGGCUAGGGUUAGGGUUAGGGUUAUGGUUGAGGCUAGGGUUAGGGUUAGGGUUAGGGUUGUUGUUGAGGCUAGGGUUAGGGUUAGGGUUGUGGUUGAGGCUAGGGUUAGGGUUGUGGUUGAGGUUAGGGUUAGGGUUGUGGUUGAGGUUAGGGUUAGGGUUAGGGUUGUGGUUGAGGCUAGGGUUAGGGUUAGGGUUAGGGUUGAGGCUAGGGUUAGGGUUAGGAUUAGGGUUGUGGUUGAGGCUAGGGUUAGGGUUAGGGUUAGAAUUGUGGUUGAGGCUAGGGUUAGGGUUAGGGUUGUGGUUGAGGCUAGGGUUAGGGUUAGGGUUGUGGUUGAGGCUAGGGUUAGGGUUAGGUUUAUGGUUGAGGCUAGGGUUAGGGUUAGGGUUAGGGUUGAGGCUAGGGUUAGGGUUAGGGUUAAUGUUAUGGUUGAGGCUAGGGUUAAGGUUAGGGUUGUGGUUGAGGCUAGGGUUAGGGUUGUGGUUGUGGUUGAGGCUAGGGUUAGGGUUAGGGUUGUGGUUGAGACUAGGGUUAGGGCUACGGUUGUGGUUGAGGCUACGGUUAGGGUUAGGGUUAGGGUUGUGUUUGAGGCUAGGGUUAGGGUUAGGGUUAUGGUUGAGGCUAGGGUUAGGGUUAGGGUUAGGGUUGUUGUUGAGGCUAGGGUUAGGGUUAGGGUUAGGGUUGUUGUUUAGGCUAGGGUUAGGGUUGUGGUUGAGGCUAGGGUUAGGGUUAGGGUUGUGGUUGAGGCUAGGGUUAGGGUUGUGGUUGAGGCUAGGGUUAGGGUUAGGGUUAUGGUUAAGGUUAGGGUUAGGGUUGUGGUUGAGGUUAGGGUUAGGGUUAGGGUUGUGGUUGAGGCUAGGGUUAGGGUUAGGUUUAGGGUUGAGGCUAGGGUUAGGGUCAGGGUUAGGGUUGUGGUUUAGGCUAGGGUUAGGGUUUUGGUUGAGGCUAUGGUUAGGGUCAGGGUUAUGGUUGAGGCUAGGGUUAGGGUUAGGGUUAGGGUUGUGGUUGAGGCUAGGGUUAGGGUUAGGGUUGUGGUUGAGGCUAGGGUUAGGGUUGUGGUUGAGGCUAGGGUUAGGGUUGUGGUUGAGGCUAGGGUUAGGGUUAGGGUUAGGGUUGUGGUUGAGCCUAGGGUUAGGGUUAUGGUUAUGGUUGAGGCUAGGGUUAGGGUCAGGGUUAGGGUUGUGGUUGUAGCUAGGGUUAGGGUUAGGGUUAUGGUUGAGGCUAGGGUUAGGGUUAGGGUUGUGGUUGAGGCUAGGUUUAGGGUUAGGGUUGUGGUUGAGGCUAGGGUUAGGGUUAUGGUUUAGGCUAGGGUUACGGUUAGGGUAAGGGUUAUGGUAGAGGCUAGGGUUAGGGUUGUGGUUGAGGCUAGGGUUAGGGUUAGGGUUAUGGUUGAGGCUAGGGUUAGGGUUAGGGUUAGGGUUGUGGUUGAGGCUAGGGGCAGGGUUAGGGUUGUGGUUGAGGCUAGGGUUAAGGUUAGGUUUGUGAUUGAGGCUAGGGUUAGAGUUAGGGUUGUAGUUGAGGCUAGGGUUAGGAUUAGGUUUAUUGUUGAGGCUAGGGUUAGGGUUAGGGUUAGGGUUGUGGUUGAAGCUAGGGUUAGGGUUAUGGUUGAGGCUAGGGUUAGGGUUAGGGUUGUGGUUGAGGCUAGGGUUAGGGUUAGGGUUGUGGUUGAGACUAGGGUUAGGGCUAGGGUUAUGGUUGAGGCUAGGGUUAGGGUUAGGGUUAUGGUUGAGGCUAGGGUUAGGUUUAAGGUUAGGGUUGUGGUUGGGGCUAGGGUUAGGGUUAGGCUUGUGGUUGAGGCUAGGGUUAGGGUUAGGGUUAGGGUUGUGGUUAAGGCUAGGGUUAGGGUUAGGGUUGUGGUUGAGGCUAGGGUUAGGGUUAGGGUUAUGGUUGAGGCUAGGGUUAGGGUUAGGGUUGUGGUUGAGGCUAGGGUUAGGGUUAGGGUUAUGGUUGAGGCUAGGGUUAGGGUUAGGGUUAUGGUUGAGGCUAGGGUUAGGGUUAGGGUUAGGGUCAUGGUAGAGGCUAGGGUUAGGGUUGUGGUUGAGGCUAGGGUUAGGGUUAGGGUUAUGGUUGAGCCUAGGGUUAGGGUUAGGGUUAGGGUUGUGGUUGAGGAUAGGGUUAGGGUUAGGGUUGUGGUUGAGGCUAGGGUUAGGGUUAGGUUUAGGUUUGUGGUUAAGGCUAGAGUUAGGGUUAGGGUUGUGGUUGAGGCUAGGGUUAGGGUUAGGGUUGUGGUUGAGGCUAGGGUUAGGGUUGUGGUUGAGGCUAGGGUUAGGGUUAGGGUUAUGGUUGAGGCUAGGGUUAGGGUUAGGGUUAGGGUUGAGGUUAGGGUUAGGGUUAGGGUUGUGGUUGAGGCUAGGGUUAGGGUUAGGGUUAGGGUUGAGGCUAGUGUUAGGGUUAGGGUUAGGGUUGUGGUUGAGCCUAGGGUUAGGGUUAGGGUUGUGGUUGAGGCUAUGGUUAGGGUCAGGGUUAUGCUUAAGGCUAGGGUUAGGGUUAGGGUUAGGGUUGUGGUUGAAGCUAGGGUUAGGGUUAGGGUUGUGGUUGAGGCUAGGGUUAGGGUUGUGGUUGAGGCUAGGGUUAGGGUUAGGGUUAGGGUUGUGGUUGAGGCUAGGGUUAGGGUUAGGGUUAUGGUUGAGGCUAGGGUUAGGGUUAGGGUUAGGGUUGUGGUUGAGGCUAGGGUUAGGGUUAGGGUUGUGGUUGAGGCUAGGGUUAGGGUUAGGGUUAGGGUUGUGGUUGAGGCUAGGGUUAGGGUUAGGGUUGUGGUUGAGGCUAGGGUUAGGGUUAGGGUUGUGGUUGAGGCUAGGGUUAGGGCUAGGGUUAUGGUUGAGGCUAGGGUUAGGGUUAGGGUUAUGGUUGAGGCUAGGGUUAGGUUUAAGGUUAGGGUUGUGGUUGGGGCUAGGGUUAGGGUUAGGGUUAUGGUUGAGGCUAGGGUUAGGGUUGUGGUUGAGGCUAGGGUUAGGGUUAGGGUUGUGGUUGAGGCUAGGGUUAGGGUUAGGGUUAUGGUUGAGGCUAGGGUUAGGGUUAGGGUUGUGGUUGAGGCUAGGGUUAGGGUUAGGGUUAUGGUUGAGGCUAGGGUUAGGGUUAGGGUUAUGGUUGAGGCUAGGGUUAGGGUUAGGGUUAGGGUUAUGGUAGAGGCUAGGGUUAGGGUUGUGGUUGAGGCUAGGGUUAGGGUUAGGGUUAUGGUUGAGGCUAGGGUUAGGGUUAGGGUUAGGGUUGUGGUUGAGGAUAGGGUUAGGGUUAGGGAUGUGGUUGAGGCUAGGGUUAGGUUUAGGUUUGUGGUUGAGGCUAGGGUUAGGGUUAGGGUUGUGGUUGAGGCUAGGGUUAGGGUUAGGGUUGUGGUUGAGGCUAGGGUUAGGGUUAGGGUUGUGGUUGAGGCUAGGGUUAGGGUUAGGGUUAUGGUUGAGGCUAGGGUUUGGGUUAGGGUUAGGGUUGAGGUUAGGGUUAGGGUUAGGGUUGUGGUUGAGGCUAGGGUUAGGGUUAGGGUUGAGGCUAGGGUUAGGGUUAGGGUUGUGGUUGAGGCUAGGGUUAGGGUUAGAGUUGUGGUUGAGGCUAUGGUUAGGGUCAGGGUUAUGCUUAAGGCUAGGGUUAGGGUUAGGGUUAGGGUUGUGGUUGAAGCUAGGGUUAGGGUUAGGGUUGUGGUUGAGGCUAGGGUUAGGGUUGUGGUUGAGGCUAGGGUUAGGGUUAGGGUUAGGGUUGUGGUUGAGGCUAGGGUUAGGGUUAGGGUUAUGGUUGAGGCUAGGGUUAGGGUUAGGGUUAGGGUUGUGGUUGAGGCUAGGGUUAGGGUUAGGGUUGUGGUUGAGGCUAGGGUUAGGGUUAGGGUUGUGGUUGAGGCUAGGGUUAGGGUUAGGGUUGUGGUUGAGGCUAGGGUUAGGGUUAGGGUUGUGGUUGAGGCUAGGGUUAGGGUUAGGGUUGUUGAGGCUAGGGUUAGGGUUAGGGUUAUGGUUGAGGCUAGGGUUAGGGUUAGGGUUGUGGUUGAGGUUAGGGUCAAGGUUAGGGUUGUGGUUGAGGCUAGGGUUAGGGUUAGGGUUAUGGUUGAGGCUAGGGUUAGGUUUAGAGUUGUGGUUGAGGCUAGGGUUAGGGUUAGGGUUAGGGUUGAGGCUAGGGUUAGGGUUAGGGUUGUGGUUGAGGCUAGGGUUAGGGUUAGGGUUGAGUUUGAGGCUAGGGUUAGGGUUAGGGUUAUGGUUGAGGCUAGGGUUAGGGUUAGGGUUGAGGCUAGGGUUAGGGUUAGGGUUGUGGUUUAGGCUAGGGUUAGGGUUAGGGUUAGGGUUGUGGUUGAGGCUAGGGUUAGGGUUAGGGUUAUGGUUGAGGCUAGGGUUAGGGUUAGGGUUAGGGUUGUGGUUGAGGCUAGGGUUAGGGUUAGGGUUAGGGUUGUGGUUGAGGCUAGGGUUAGGGUUAGGGUUGUGGUUGAGGCUAGGGUUAGGGUUAGGUUUAUGGUUGAGGCUAGGGUUAGGGUUGGGGUUAGGGUUGAGGCUAGGGUUAGGGUUAGGGUUAAUGUUAUGGUUGAGGCUAGGGUUAGGGUUAGGGUUGUGGUUGAGGCUAGGGUUAGGGUUAGGGUUGUGGUUGUGGUUGAGACUAGGGUUAGGGCUACGGUUGUGGUUGAGGCUAGGGUUAGGGUUAGGAUUGUGUUUGAGGCUAGGGUUAGGGUUAGGGUUGAGGCUAGGGUUAGGGUUAGGGUUAGGGUUGUUGUUGAGGCUAGGGUUAGGGUUAGGGUUAGGGUUGUGGUUGAGGCUAGGGUUAGGGUUAGGGUUAGGGUUGUGGUUGAGGCUAGGGUUAGGGUUGUGGUUGAGGCUAGGGUUAGGGUUAGGGUUGUGGUUGAGGCUAGGGUUAGGGUUAGGGUUUAGGUUAUGGUUGAGGCUAGGUUUAAGGUUAGGGUUAGGGUUUUGGUUGAGGUUAGGGUUAGGGUUAGGGUUGUGGUUGAGGCUAGGGUAAGGGUUAGGGUUAGGGUUGCGGCUAGGGUUAGGGUUAGGGUUAGGGUUGUGGUUGAGGCUAUGGUUAGGGUCAGGGUUAUGGUUGAGGCUAGGGUUAGGGUUAGGGUUGUGGUUGAGGCUAAGGUUAGGGUUGUGGUUGAGGCUAGGGUUAGGGUUGUGGUUAGGGUUAGGGUUAGGGUUGUGGUUGAGGCUAGGGUUAGGGUUAGGGUUAGGGUUGUGGUUGAGGUUAGGGUUAGGUUUAGGGUUAUGGUUGAGGCUAGGAUUUGGGUCAGGGUUAGGGUUGUGGUUGAAGCUAGGGUUAGGGUUAGGGUUAUGGUUGAGGCUAGGGUUAGGGUUAGGGUUGUGGCUGAGGCUAGGUUUAGGGUUAGGGUUGUGGUUGAGGCUAGGGUUAGGGUUAUGGUUUAGGCUAGGGUUACGUUAGGGUUAGGGUUAUGGUAGAGGCUAGGGUUAGGGUUGUGGUUGAGGCUAGGGUUAGGGUUAGGGUUAUGGUUGAGGCUAGGGUUAGGGUUAGGGUUAGGGUUGUGGUUGAGGCUAGGGGCAGGGUUAGGGUUGUGGUUGAGGCUAGGGUUAGGGUUAGGGUUAGGUUUGUGGUUGAGGCUAGGGUUAGGGUUAGGGUUGUGGUUGAGGCUAGGGUUAGGGUUAGGUUUAUGGUUGAGGCUAGGGUUAGGGUUAGGGUUAGGGUUGUGGUUGAAGCUAGGGUUAGGGUUAGGGUUAUGGUUGAGGCUAGGGUUAGGGUUGUGGUUGAGGCUAGGGUUAGGGUUAGGGUUGUGGUUGAGACUAGGGUUAGGGCUAGGGUUAUGUUUGAGGCUAGGGUUAGGGUUAUGGUUGAGGCUAGGGUUAGGGUUAAGGUUAGGGUUGUGGUUGGGGCUAGGGUUAGGGUUAGGGUUUUGGUUGAGGCUAGGGUUAGGGUUAGGGUUGUGGUUAAGGCUAGGGUUAGGGUUAGGGUUGUGGUGUAGGCUAGGGUUAGGGUUAAGGUUAGGGUCAUGGUUGAGGCUAGGGUUAGGGUUAGGGUUGUGGUUGAGGCUAGGGGCAGGGUUUGGGUUGUGGUUGAGGCUAGGGUUAGGGUUAGGGUUAGGGUUGUGCUUGAAUCUAGGGUUAGGGUUAGGGUUCUGGUUGUGGUUAAGGCAACCACAACCCUAACCCUAACCCUAGCCUCAACCACAACCCUAACCCUAACCCUAACCCUAGCCUCAACCACAACCCUAACCCCAACCCUAGCCUCAACCAGAACCCUAUCCCUAACCCUAACCCUAGCCUCAAACAUAACCCUAACCCUAACCCUAACUCUAGCCUCAAACAUAACCCUAAUCCUAACCCUAGCCUCAACCACAACCCUAACCCUAACCCUAACACUAUCCUCAACCAUAACCCUAACCCUAACCCUUAACCCUUGCCUCAACCACAUUGAGAACCCUAACCCUAACCCUAGAUUCAACCACAACCCUAACCCUAACCCUAACCCUAUCCUCAACCAUAACCCUAACCCGAACCCUAGCCUCAACUAGAACCCUCACCCUAACCCUAACCCUAGCCUCAAACAUAACCCUAACCCUAACCCUAACUCUAGCCUCAAACACAACCCUAACCCUAACCCUAACCCUAGCCUCAACCAGAACCCUAACCCUAACCCUAACCCUAGCCUCAAACAUCACUCUAACCCUAACCCUAACCCUAGCCUCAAAUGUAACCCUAACCCUAACCCUAACUCUACCCUCAACCACAACCCUAACCAUAACCCUAACCCUAGCCUCAACCAGAACCCUAACCCUAACCCUAGCCUCAAACAUCACGCUAACCCUAACCCUAACCCUAGCCUCAAUCGUAACCCUAACCCUAACCCUAGCUUCAACCACAACCCUAACCCUAACCCUAAUCCUAGCCUCAACCACAACCCUAACCCUAACCCUUACACUAGCCUCAACCAUAAGGGUUAGGGUUAGGGUUAUUGUAUUGCAAAAGACAUUCUACCAACAAGCACUGUUAAGUUUCAUUUAAGAGUAACAGGGAACUUUUAAGAUUGGCAAGUCAUUCUUUUAUAUUGUGAUAGAUAUCGAUAUCAGCUGAUAUGAAAAAAACAAAUAAACUUUUCCCAUAUUGCCCAGCCCUGUUGUCAAGUUUUUAAUUAUCUCAUAAAUCACAAUGAUGGAUUUGCAUUGAGUUAAUAUAGGGUAAGAUAAGAAGAACUUUAUUUAUCCCUGAGGGGAAAUUCAUUAGAACUUUAAGCAACAUGAAAAAUUCAUAACAUCAUGACCAGAUAGAAGCUGAGGUGAGCUGUGGAGUUUUUUGAUCCUUCCUUAAACCUCCUUAAGGUGGAGUGACCUUUCCUCAGAGGGGCUCAGAGAUCCUUAUAUUGGCAGGAUGCAGAGUUUAUCCUGCGCUCAGCUCACAUGAACAGCUGUGCUCAUUGUGCACUACUCCACUCUUAAACCAUGGAUUAAGGAUUUGUUUGUUUUCUGUCAACUCAUUACUGAGACGGGGAGUAGUCUGUAGCAGAUUGUCUUCAGUCAUUCCAUCAGUGAUGAGCUCUGUUACUCAAUCUGCAGAGAUGUCCGACUCAGGGGACUGGGAUUCUGAAUGCCAGACAGGAGGGGUGGGUCAAUUCUACUCAAUAUUGUCCAUUUAACACUUAAUUUUGGUAUUCUGAUUUUGUGUUGUGGUUGUAACUUUUAUAUCUUAAGUGCCUUGAAACGGUGACUUUGUAUCAGCUAGGGUUGAACAUAGUUCUGCUCCACACUCAUGUAGCAUUUAUCUAGAUUUUAAUUAUUCCUAUGUGUCUCCUGUAAAUAAUUAUGGUGCAUCCUCCUCUUUUUUGCUGCUCUUUAGUGAUGAUUUAAUGUUUAAAAUACAACUUUUAGAUUUUAAACUCCAGUAAAUUGAUGUUAGAGUAUAUUUAACAGCAGCUAGUUAAGACAAAGUUAUGUAUAAAUGUUCCAAAAAGUGUAAUUUGCAAGUUACACCUUGAAUGAAACGCCAUCUGGAGGAAUUAAAGUCAGAUCCAGAACGUUAAUGAUCUGGAUUAACCCCUUCAAGAGCUCCUUUUAGUCCUUAAAGUGGCGAGUGUUUGGUUCACGCCACGCUGCUGCUAACACUGGCUAAUUCAAAGCUGUCGGUUACAUUAUAACGCAUUGUAUUUUAGUGAAACUGGAUUCCAUGAGCUCUGCUAUUAUGAAAACUUCACCAGACGCAUCGCAAAGUGUGAAUGAAAAGCUUUCAGAAAAAUUCAGCUCAUACUUGUUUGUGUUGUUUUUUUUGUGUGUGUUUCCAGUAUGGCAGAAGCCCCCUGCACUUGGCCGCCUACAAAGGCCACACUGAGGUUGUGCGUAUCCUCCUCAAAGCCGGAUGUGACCUGGACAUCCAAGACGACGUGAGUACAUCCACCUGACUGUCAGCUGCUGUUUCCACUUUUUAUCCUCUUGCAGAUCCAACUUCAGUCCUGAUUGGUGGUUCCCCGAGGAGAGCUCGAUUUUUUCUUUUCUUUUUGAACUUUUUUUUGUGUUUUCGAUUACAAACAAAAGGUCCAAUGACCUCCAGUGGUCUUGAGUGGGACUCUUUGGACUGCCCCCUUGUGGGUUUACCCUCAGGAUGCAAAGCUCCCACAGACAGUGAUAACCCAGAUCUCGAGCAUUGCCAAAUUCCCUCACUGUGGUCAGUGAGCUCUGCAGGACACUGCAGUACAUCCUCCAGGACUGCAAGGGGCAGGAGGUGUGGCCUGAAGCAGGAAGAGGAGGAGGAGGAAGAGGAGGAAGAGGGGAGAAGACAGAGGGAUGGGGAAGAGCCCGGAGGAUCAGGGAGAGUGAAGGAGGUUAGCCAAACCUGCUUAAUGUGCCAAGACAAAUCUGUCCCCCCUUCCCUCAACAAACUCCCCCCUCCACUGCUGCUGUGCUGGGCUCAGGUCUUAUCUGGCUUCCCCCUCCUCCCUCCUCUUCCUCCUCCUCCUCCUCCUCCUCCAUCAGUGCUUCUUCCUCCUGCGCUCUCAUGUCAAACCUGACCUGCUGUCACUCAUCACUAAUCCGCUCUGUGCAGGAUUCCCUUCAUGGCUGUGCAUUAAUGUGAGUGGGGCUUUUCCUGGGACUGUUCACUCACUGCUUUCAUUUCCUCACACAAACCACAACAAUGUCAGCGCUGUUUGAGGACUUGCUGUGGUUUAUCUGACUCUAUUAUUUCCAACAAGAAGAACACAGCAAUAUUUUGACAACUGGGGUGUAAUUCUGCAGAGCAAGGGGAUAGAUGGUGUGUUUUUCUUAAAGGACAAUUCUAACAAAAUGUCUCUUUGAAGGGUAAUUCAUUAGAUUUUUUAUAUAGCUUUAAAACUGGGCAUGUUUUGGGUACGUAUGCACAAGUGAGAUAGUAAGAUUGCAUCUAAGUUCACAAUGCACAUUCCUCUCAUUUUUACAAUCUAAUAUAUCAAGACAUAUAUUGCUUUUCUAUCGCUUUUGUAGGAAGGCUGGGCGAUAAACUGGAUUUUGUGGAUGUGUGUAGGUAGUCUAUGGUCUCAUGGAAAGACAGGUGAGGAGAUGGAGGACGGUUCAAAAGUUGUAGCGGCCGGAGUGGCGACUGAAGUAGACGAAGUUAAUGUGGGAGGGGAUGAGCAGCUUGUGGAGUAGUUAUCGUCCAUUUAUCGUUAUCGAGGUGAACUGCUCAAUAAACCGUGAUAUUGAUUUGAGGCCAUAUCGCCCAGCCCUACAAUAUAGUGCCCAAUUCAGAUUGCCAGAAUGAGGACACCCUCUUUGCUCACCUAUAUCCUGCAGGGGCCAAAUACUAAAGACUACAACUACGACUAACAUGACUAAGCUCUCCAUCAUGUGCACUUAGAGGCAAGCACAAGCACAAAUAAAUAAAAUCCAGAGGAGACCUCUCAGAGUUAAAGUGUUAAAAAAGAGAUUCUUCUAACAUUGCACACAAAACUGCACAGGCAACAGGCAACUACAUUCACACCUGUUGAGGACUUCUGGAAAAACAUCAUAGACUCCUACUUCCUUGGCUGUCACACACAGUCCCCCCUCCGCUCACGGAUAAACCAUUCUUUGACAACCAUGAUUAGAGUGAAUAAGAGCCUACACAGACAUUAUGAACAUGUAUGAAGUGUGACUUCAAUAUAUGGACAUUUAUCUAUACUUUUUAACAACAACAGCAGAAAAAAAAGAGAUCUAGGAUAUGCACAGAAAAACAUGUCCCCCCUUCCAUUGCAAAACAUUCCAAAACAUUGCACAGUCUGCAUGAAUAUGGAAACCAUGUAGUUCUAUUUAAGAGUACUUUUGGUCGAUGAGCACUUAAAGAUAUUUCAUGCUUGGUUUGAUUUUUGGUCAAGUUAGACUGAAUCUGUCCUCAGUAUGAUUAUUUAAAACAAAAUAAGGAAAAACUUUAACCCCGAGGCUCAUCAACUGUGUUCACUUUCUUUAUCGUUUGCAGAAUAAUCCUCAGACAUGAUGUUUUGUGAAUUCAAGGAAUAUUUGUGUUUUGUGUUCUGUGUAAUGGUGGCGAUUUGUGUGUCUCUGGUGGGUGUGAUUUACCGUUGUGCUCUUUUAUGUGAUCUGAUCAUUUCUUGGGAUGGAUCAUUUUGUGGACCUUGUGUUUUGACUUCACAGUGGACACGCUGGUUGAAAAUAAAACAGCUUGAUUACAGACAUUGCAAAAAAUGUACUGUAUAGUCCCAUCUGAUUAAAAACUACAUUUUUAGAGAGUUUUUCCUUACAUAUCCUUGUUCUGUUUUGUGUGUCCGCAUCUGUGUGUGUUUACAGGGUGAGCAGACAGCGUUGCACCGGGCUGCCGUGGUGGGAAACAGCGACAUCAUCAGCUCCCUCAUCCAGGAAGGCUGUGCUCUGGACCGACAGGACAAGGUGCAGAUCAAUACAUGUAUAUUCAAAAACACCCUCGGGGCAUAAUAGCUAACUCUCAGAAAAAAAAGGGAGUUUAAAGUUUCAUAAUAGCAGAAGUAAAACAUCUGAUUAUCAUAGAGAAACAUGCAUGUGCCUGUAAUCUGCUUAUCUUCAGAGCACUCACAACAAAAAGGGAAAUGACCUACAGAUCAGGGAUUAAACAUGAACACAGUUUUAACUUCCAUUUAAGGUCCAAAGUCUUUACAUGUGAUAAAAGAUGUUUUUUUUAGUUCGUACUUUGAGAUUAAAAGAAAUAAUCCAGCCGUGACUUAAUAAAACCAUUUACUUCAUUAUAGUUGGCCAAACUUCCUGUGGUGUGUUAAAUUAGUACAAAUUAUCAAGCUAAAUACACUUAUCCUACUUCACUUUCUGGGACUGUAAAAUGUGGGUCAUCAAUGUUGGAAUAACUGGAUUUUCCUUUUUAGUUUUUAAGUCGCACUCAUGUCUGACUCAUGCCUGUGCAACUUAUAGAUAAAGAUAACAAUUUAGGUCUUUUUCAAAUCUCAUUGAGACUUUAUUGCAGGGACAUUGACUGUUUACUUACGUUUUAUUCAUUCAGAUUAUCUGGAGAAAUCUCUGUGCAAAACCAUAACCGGAUGAUUGUGAUUUUCAGGCCCUCAGGCAGCAAGUUUCAUCUUUUGACAUGCUGUCUUUGCUUUAUCUUCAGUUAAAUGACGUUUUAGAUGAUUUACAAAAAACAAAAUCAGCUUUACAGCAUCCAAACUGUUCAGGAAUUGGAGAUAUAGGAAGAUAAUCUGUGUUGGAGGCGUCUUUGAAAUGUAUAUUCACAUGAAUUUGAGUGCAUUAGCGUAAUUUUCAGCUUUCUGUUGUAUCAGGAUGGAAACACGGCUCUCCAUGAGGUGUCCUGGCAUGGGUUUAGUCAGUCAGUCAAACUGCUGGUGAAGGCUGGAGUUAAUGUCCACGCCAAAAACAAGGUGAGUCCACAGCACAGGUUAGAUCUGUUUACUUAGAUCUCUGGUCAAAUGAUCAUUCCCCCAGCCUCUGUUCAGUGCUUAACGUAUUUUAGAGAGAAACAAGGCCAGUGUGUUUUGUAUUUCAAAUCUAAUUUAUGUAACUGCCGUCCAGCAUCAUCUCACCAUCCACUCAUAUUUAGACUUACUCAUUUCUAGUAUGAUGACUCUCGCUCUGUCCUUGUUUUCAGGCAGGAAACACUGCCCUCCACCUGGCAUGUCAGAACGGUCACGCUCAGAGCUCCAAGGUUUUGCUCCUGGGAGGCUCCAGACCCGACGGCAAGAACCACGUAAGUCUGCCGAACCUGGUAACCUGCUAAAUUAGGGAGCAUUUGAGACAUUUUCAGACACUCAGACCUGAUCUAAGACAUACAGAAAUGUGUCCAAACAGGGGAAAAACCAGACGCAUCUGCCAGAGAAAAUUAACCGUAAGCUUACAGGAUCAACUGGUUUUCAGGCUCAUUCUUUUCAUUGUAAUUAUCGGAUUAAAAGUCGAUCAUUCUGAGAAGGAUUAUUCUGCUACUUCGAGACAUGGGCACUUAAAAAUGGCCGAUCGACUGCUUUUUUUUGGAUGUGAUUUAAUCUUUUGUUGACAGUUUUUACACUUUAAAAUGUAAUAUCUGAGCUGCAGCCCAGACUUCAUUUAGGGGAGUGAUAUUGAGAUGAUAUAAAUGAACAAUAAAACAUAGUUCGAAGUGACAAGCAUGAGAUAUCUAGUUUUAUUCACGUUAAUCGCAAAAAAUUGAAAGAUUUACAAAAAAAAAACUUUUUUUAAAAUCUGUUUUUGUUGUAUAAUUGUAGAUUAAAAUAUCAGCCAUAAUUGUUACUGCGUCAGCGAAGAACAAUAUUUGUUUGUUGUUUUAGAUGUAGAUCAUCCUCAGUGGGCAAUCUCUUAAUGACUGACUAAGACAAGGACCACUGAGGGUUCAUGGGUAAAUAAUGUGAACAGCAACCCCCUCGUGCACUAAUCGGUCUCAGCCUUCAAUUAAUGCUGCAUUAUACAUUGUUACUACAUUAAAAGUUGACAAAAUUAUCUUUACUAAUUCACAAAACCCUCUUGGCUGUUAUCCAAGAACUUUAUCUCCUUUAGAAGUGACAAGUAAGUCCAGUUUGCAGUUGAUUUUAGGUUUGAUUUUGGGUAUUCAUGAAACAAUCUGAAAGGAUGCAUUGUCAGACUCUUCAAUCAAAGAAUCCACAAACUUUUUCACACCUCACAUUUUGCUUUUUUGAUAAUAUUUCCCCAUCUGUUUUGAUUUUACCUGAAGAGUCGAACCCCAAACUUGGCCUCUUUCUUCCUUCCUCUUAUUCCUGUUACCUAACCCGGGAUGUCCUCCUGCUCUCUGCUCUGCACUCCCUCCACAGUCUCAUUCACACGGCGCAGUACUUUCUUAAUUAUGAAACACUCAGAGUGCUUCUGCACUUCAGAGAUAAUCUACAGCCUCCCGGGGAAGCUGUUGUUACUCAGCAAACAAACAGGAGGAGCAUGUUGUCGUUGUCUUCGGUCUGAGUGCUUAUCGCUGGAAAUCACUGAGGAGACAUGAAUUUUUAAUCCUGAAGUUUCAAACAAGGUGACUACAGUUUACUUAAUGUCACUGAAAGGGAAAAAAAAGGGUUUAAAAACUGUAGUUAGGUAAAAGAUGACACAACAGGAAUGAACUUGGCUCACUUUUACUCUUAGAUUAUUGAUGCAUUCAAUUGAAGGAGUUAGGGCAGGAAAAAAAAGACAAACCCAGAAUUAAAAUGCUUUUUCUUCUGCGUUUAUUUCUAGAUGUGUGAAGAAACAAUAAUCUCUAAAUGUGGUGCAGAGGUUAAACUCUUGUAUUCAAGUGUUGGUAUUUGCCUAGUUAGGAUGCAAAAGGGUGUUUUGUCUCUCCAUUGAUUUAUUUCCGCUUUGCCCAUCCUUCAACUGCAAUAAAAGAUUAAAUUCAUGUGAAAUCUUUUUUUUUUUUUUCCAGAUGGGAGAUACAUGCCUCCAUGUGGCCGCUCGUUACAACCAUGUGCAGAUGAUCCGUAUCCUGCUGGGAGCCUUUUGUUCCGUGUCAGAGAAAAAUCUGGUGAGUGAGUGUUGAGAUAUGGAGUAAUUAUCUACCACCAGCUACAGCAAACACUCAAUAAUCCUGUUUGUGCAUUUAUUAAUGUAUUUCCAGUAUUGGUAUAGUAUUGGGACAGAAUAGGAUCAUUUUUAACUUACUUUAUUUAAUCUAAUUUCUAUUCAGGAAUUUUUGAUUAUACAGUAAAAUGAGUAAUGAAUAUAUGUUAUCUGUAUGAUCUCAAAGUGGUCGCUCUAAACUGGAACCUUGUGGCUAAUAUUGAACAUUAAUGCUGUACAAGUAUAAGAUGCUAACAGAUUAAUGCUGCUUAUAUUCCUUAUAUUGAUUAUGUAUCAGAAAAUCUUAUUUGAUACAGCAGUUAAUCCUUUAAACUGGAUAACAAGGGUGCUUUCUUUAAUGCAAUCAUAAAUAAAGUUUGUUUAUUACAUUGAUCAACACAUUUUGUGAGCAAUGGGCAGACUUUUAUCUUUGAUAUUAACAUCACUGGUGAAAGUAAGUUUUGGUUUCAUGUGGGUACAAAUUCAUUCUCAUUGCCAUUGAUAGUUUUUAUUCAUUUUAUUUUUUGAUGCAUAUCGGGAACAAAUCUUAGAGGCAGCAGUUUAAACUUGAACCCCAUGUGAAGAGGAUGUAGUCUACUAAAGAUGGGCUUUUUUGAGUGAGGUGGUUUGUGGUUUCAUGUGCCUCUACAGCCAGCCUCAAGUGGACAAUUUGGGAACUGCAGUUUUCAGCACAUUGAGAUUCAUUUAUUCUCUCCAGAGCUUGCCGCUUGUCUUUGAAUUGUUUUAUUCCGUUUUUUUAACUAAAAAUUCACCAGGAGUAGCAUUUACUUGUUGCAAAAGGACUGGAAACUAACAGAACUUAUCUCAUUGAAUCACUUUAAAUCCAGACUGAGAGCACUUGAGACAGCCUCCUUAACCUGUAACUGUUUAAUCUAAUUUGUAUGCCAUUUAAAUUGUGUUGAAACGGCAACUUUUUGCUGCCUCUUGGCCAGGACUCCCUUGAAAAGGAGGUUUUUAAUCCCAAUGGGACAUCCCUGGUUAAGUAAAAGUUAAAUAAAUAAAUGAAUAAAAAAUGAAUGUCCAGUUUUUAGUCUCUAAAUGUUAACAAUGAAAAAUAGCUGCUGCAAAGGUUAAACACUUUUAUUCAGGUGUUGAUAUUUGCCCAGUUAGGAUGCUAAGAGUGCCAUCUCUUAUCAACACAACGUCCUGUUUUGUGUGUGUGUGUGUGUGUGUGUGUGUGUGUGUGUGUGUGUGUGUGUGUGUGUGUGUGUGUGUGUGUGUGUGUGUGUGUGUGUGCGUACAGGCUGGGGACACCCCGCUCCACAUUGCAUCUGCUCUGAGUCAUAAGAAGACGGUACGUCUGCUGCUGGAGGCAGGAGCAGACAGUCGCAUCUGUAACAACGUGAGUGCCUGCAGACUCUUUACACAUCAUUAGAGGAGGAAGUGUUUGUGUUCGUGCGCUCACUCUGUGUUUCUUCAUCUUCUAGUCGGACAUGUUUUCACACUUUCUCUGUCUCCUGCAGUCUGUUUAAAACAGCACUGAGUAGCAUACAAAAUGGAAAUUCCAUAAAUAAAGAAUCAAAACAGAUGUGUUUCUCCUAAAGGCUGAGUAAAAGGGAACAGGGACAGAAAAUACUAAAGAACAAUAAAACAAACUCUUACACUUUAAGUCAAAUCAAGAAAAGCAGACCUCAGACAAAAAAAAAUAGUAUUAUGCAGUUAAAAGACCAACCCAGACGCUCUUGAUAUAUGACGUUUAGGUAUCAUUUCUUUCUGCAACAUAUAUUAAUUGAAACCUGUGAGGUAGUUCAGGCUAGCAGUAUUAGCUGCACUAAUUUCACUCUUGCCAUUUGUCAUUCCUACAAUCAUAUAUUAAACGUACCCUCCGAAUUUGAAAGUCUAUCUAGACUCCAGGUUUAUCAGUCUCUGCCUCUGCUCUUCUGUGCACAAGAGCUGCACUCAAAGCUCCAUCACCUCUUCAGCAUCCACCUCCAAAGCAGGACACACACUCAUACACAUGUAUGCCCACAGGAAUGCACACACAGCUUCACCCAUUGUUAGGUUUUUGUUGCAAGUAUUUGGUUAUUUCCUUACAUUUUAUUUCUUACAGAAAAAUAAAAAGGCAGAUGCUUAAUUGCACCCAGAAAAUAAAAAAAAUAAAAAGAUUUCAAAUGAAAGUGAAGUUUAUAUAAAUUAAAUUUUGAUUUUGCUUUAUGGAGAUUCAUUAAAAAAGGCCAAAACAAAUUUGAAGUCCACAAUCAGAAAAUAUACGGCUAUUAAUUUGUCUGUUUAAGUCUGUGUGUGUGUCUGUGUGUGUUUUUGCAGGCAGGUCAGACAGCUUUGGACCAGGCAAGAGAGCAUAAUAACCCAGAAGUGGCUCUGCUUCUCACCAAAGCUCCCCAGGUAAAACCAGUAAUCCUUGUUUCAUCAGCUGCAAACAAAGAGGAUUGUUUUACUGUAACUUUGCUCAAACAUUUAAGCACUACAUUUUUCUCCAAUUUGAGCUCAUGUGCUGUAAAGAACAAAUGUUUUCUGAGUGUGCCCAUAUAGUUAAUAAUCUGCUGUCUUUAUUUUGCAUUUACUGGAGAGCACAGAUUUUUUUUUUUAAUGUAAUGUGUCCUGUUUGUGAUUCAGGUUCAGAGUUUUCUGCGUGGCAGGAGUGUGAGGAAGAGGAGAGACAAACUGAAGGCAGAGGGUAGAGCUCAGUCAGUGCCCAGAGAUGAGAUGCUGCCCUGUAAGGUAAUGUCAAACACGUCGCUGCCAUUGAAUUUAAAAUAAGUACACAAAACAAUCAAAUUUUCGAGUGUCAGCACUUGAUGUGUUGACUUUGCACAGUCCUCAGUUAAAUAAAAACGAUUUGUAAACCAUUAAAAUCUUUUUCUAUCAAAUAUUUUACACAGUUAACUUUAAUUUUUAGGAUAUUAAUUGAACAACUAAAAAAGAAGCCCAAAUACCUGUGCAUGCAAGUACACCAGAUAUACUUUCAUGAUCAUUUUGAAAGCUACUGUAGAUGUUACAUUUUUGAGAUUUUGUAAUACCCAAGUGCUCAAACAUUUCCUGACCUGACAAACCUUCCUCUCUUCCUGUUCCCUGCAGGACAGCGCGUCUGCAGCAGACGACACGCAGAGCAGCGAACGAGCUGCCUGUAAGCACGCAGAGGUGAACGAGUCAAACGCCAGACUGGGGAAGAACAGGAAGCAGAAAGAGAAGGUAAGUCCCAGAGGUCUGAGGUCACCUGGAAUGACAAAAACACACACAGUAAUCCACGUUAAUGCCUUUAGAGGUAGAAAUUGAAUACAGUUCUGAACAUGUUAAGACUUGAUUGGAUAAAUUGGCUAAUUUGACGUCUGUUGAUGUUUCAGCCGUCGCUGUCUGACCCCCUCCGCCGCAGAGAGACUCGACAAGGUGAAAAUUUUCACAAGAAGAAAGACAAACUGAGAGGAGCUGCAUGUAUCCCUCCUCACAACUAUAAAGCCUACCAGCUGUACACGCUCUACCGCAACAAGGAUGGAAAGAUCAUGCAGGUGAGUCACGUAUCCUGGGAGCUCUGUGUCUUUAGUUCCUGCAGUAAACAUUUUGUAUCAUGAGUUUAUGGUCUUCCUUACAGCAUGAUGUUCAUUUUGUUAAUAUGGUGUCAUUUAAACACAAAAGGGCACAUUUUCCUUUCUGUCCACCUUCAUGUGUAUUUUUAGAAACAACUUCAAUUAGACCAGAUUUAGCAGGAACUUCAGCUUUUCCCUAUGAGCACAGAGCUUGACUUCUGCAACAUAAUAAAUAAAAACAAAAGUAUUUAGCAGUAUUAUCAUCUUAUAAUCACAUCAGUUUUUGUUUGUGUGUGCUCUGUUAUUGAAAUGUGUGUUUUGGUUGCAGGCUCCUCUGAACGGCUGCCGCUGUGAACCUCUUAUCAAUAAACUGGAGAACCAGCUGGAGGCCACGAAGGAGGAGAUGAAGACCGAGAUCCAUACAGUCCAAGACCUGAUGAACAGCAAGAUGGGCCAGCUUGACCGCAAGAACAAACACCAGGUAACAUAGAGUGAGAAGAUAGAUAUACAAGGAAUGCAGCUUCACUGGUUAUCAGGAGUCCUUUACUCCUAUUUUCAUUGGAUGCUAAAGCAUGGUACAUAAAUUCGGCACAUCAUAAGGCAGACUGAGUAAGGCGGGAAGACAGACAUCCAAACAACCAGGUGAUUUUCAUAAUCUUUGCAUUAUUUUUACCAUCAGAUCCGGGCUCUGGAUAAGAUGACGGUGGAGAGAGUGUCGGCAGAGAGGAGCGAGUGUCUGCAGAGGAUCGAGCAGCGAGCUCUGCAGGAGAGACAGGAGGUGGAGAGGAGACAGGUAACAACCAGCACAGCUCAACUAGAGACAGAUUGAUGGACAGUACAAAGAGUUCACAGCGCCGUGGACAAGCUGGAUGGCACUGUUUUUUUUUUGCAAUGAAUACAAUGAGUAGAAAAUAAGUAAUUGAAUAAUAGAAUGCAGCUUCAAUUUUUAAUUAUUAAUGUAAAAACAGCUAAACAAAAUCAUAUGUGGCAUAAAUUAAUAGAGACUCUUAUGUGUGUGUGUUUGUGUGUGUGUUUCUGCCCUUUAAGCAGGCGUCCCUGGUCAGCGAGCUGAAGAGCUGGUGUCUGUCCAAACUGCAGAACAUGGAGGUCCGCUUCACCGGAGAUCCCAACAAGCUGCAGCGCUCCUCCUCUGUGAACGAUGGUCUGAAUGAAGCUGAUGGAGCUGGCCUUACUGUGCUGCCUUCAGGGACCCAGUGUCUGGAGCUCCACAGCAGCCCCGGGCCCCACGAGUCCAGCUGGGGGGAGGCGAGUGUGGCAGAGAGCGGAGCGAGCAACCACUACUUUGUGGUUCAUGUUGAGAGCUCGCCAGGUAAUGACUGCACCCAGACCGGUCCACAGAGGAUACUUGAUUCUUAAUUAAUAGUUUAAUUUAAUAGAAUUUCAGUUUUUUUUUUCCAUCCAGAGCAACAACCAUGGUUCUCAACCUACUGGACUAACAUAUGAUAAAUUUGUUUUAAUGGUAAAUGUAGGUAAACAUAAUUAUAAUAGUGUCAAAACACAUUAAAACAGCUCUGCACUGUCACCAGGAAGUGGUUCGUGGAGCAUAAAGAUGCUUUUAGUGAAACUCUGUGAGCAUAAUUUGUUCUGCAGAUGGAUGUCAUGAACAUUUUAUGAAAUUAUGUCUCUCUGUUGGGACAAUUUUGGAAAGAACAAAUUCACUGCUGUCAGAGAAAAACACGAAAUCACUGAAAAUUUGCUUCAUUCUGCUCAGAAGUAACAGAGUAACAGUCCCACUCACAGGAUGUGGACUGUGGGUUUUCUGCCUGUUUCACAAAGGGUUUACUUCCUAUCUGUUAUCUGCAAGUUAAUGUUUUUAAAGUUUUAGAUACAGCAUAAAAACUAAUGUAGACCUUUCUCCAGUGUUGAUGGUAUUUAAACCAAUUAUUGAGCUACUGUAUCUCAGGAGCCCACUAGAGACCGUGUCCACCCAAUGAUUCAUUCAGUUUCAUGGUGUAUUAUGGGAUAAAAUGGAAAAACUUGUGCUGUAAUAGCUAAAAAAAUAUGUUCUCAGCUUGCAGACAUGAAAGAGGCUCUAACAGCUGCUGUCAUAUUUUGAUAGUGGACACAUUUAAUCAAAGUUUGUCCACUAAAAGCUCCUGAUUUACUCUUGCUGUGGAAUCAGUUGUGCUUGUUGAAUCGCUUUUGUAAAUUUCACAGAUGCUCACAAGGGUCACAGCCCUGAAGUCGCCACUCAUGCAGCGGCAAAGACCCCGCAGUCUUCUGUCCAGGUGGUCCGGCCUAAAGAGAGGUUAGCGGUCUGUGUUGAGGCCCAGAGGAAGAACCAGGACCUGCAGGAUGUGGACAUGAAGGAGUGCCAGACGAGGAGGGCCAGGAUUCACAGAGCCAGCAGCCUGUCACCGGCUACAGAGCGGCGUUGCGGCAGCAGGACUGAAACCGUGGUGAGAGACCGAGAGCGAGGGCGGGACAAAGGGAAGCACCACAGGAAGCACUCGCAGGGCAGGACUAAGUCCAGAGGGGCCCCAGGGGUCCGGACUCUUGAGGUCUUUGGGGACCAACCGCCAACUGAACCUUCCUUUGCUCAGGAGAGGGACAACAUGCACGCUCUGGAGGUGACGCAGUACUUCUUCGAGGCGGUGUCGACGCAGAUGGAGCGCUGGUACGAGAGGAAGGUGCAGGAGGCUCGCUGGCAGGCCAAUCAGAGAGCAGAGGCCGACAGAGCCGCUCUGAUCGAGAGGAUUAACUAUCUGGAGGACGAGCUGCGCAUGCUGAGGACUAACAGGCGAGAUGACUGCUAACAGACACCUUGUAGAUCCUCACCAAGUCUCACAAAAACUUAAAAACUCCACAGAAGACUUGAUCACACUGAAUUAUGACACGGACAACUCCAGCCAAUAAGCAUUCUCCCACUUUACCCACUUUCUGUAUGUGUUUAAAAGCAUGGAUACUGUUUUAAUAUCACCCUUUUGUGUUCAAGCAUGCAAAUCACAAAUGUAAAGAAUCUUACAAAUGGUUAUCGUUUUACCACCAGUAGAUUGAUCAGCAGCUGAAUGACAAUUGAUAACAAGUAUUUUGAGGGUUGAAUUUAUUUCAAUGAAAGAGGAAAACAGCAUCAGCAUUGAACUUAGUUUGAGUUUUAGUUCACAGUCAAGUGAUAAUUUCCAACAACACUAGCUGGGAGGUGGCUGAAUUCUGACAUUAGCUGUUGUUAUGAAGCUAGCAGGAAGUAGUAGGAUUAUGUAAUUCAUAUUACCUUGAAAUCUGGUCCUAACUCCCUUCAGAUUCUCUCUAUCAGUGGUCAUUUCAGCUGCUGACAAAGUGAGAAAGGCUGGAAUGAAAAACCCCAAUCCUGAAAAAAAUAUGAUGCUGUGUAAAAUAUCAGUAAAACCAGAAUUUGAUGGUUUGCUAAUUGUUUAAACCCUUUAUCUGAUUGGAAAUAGUAUAAAGACAACUUAUCAAAUGUAUGCUUAUUUUCAGUUUGAUUGCAGAAAUAUGUUACAUCAAAGUUAAGGCAGGGGCAUGAUCUGCAUAAAAAACAGGGUUUAAAUUAUUUGGAUUUGGAAAGCAUCAAAAAUGUUGUUUUACUGAUCAUUUUGCACAGCAUUUUUACUAUUUUUGAAGUGGUGUUGCGUCACAAUGCUCAUUUUUCCUUUACUUUUGCUGUUUUCCGAGCUCAUCACAAUAUUAUAACAGUAUUUAGACUCCUUAAGUCCAAAUGUUGUUAUUGCAGUGUCUUGUCAAUCAUUUAGCUAAAGAUUGGACCGUAAUCUCACUGGAGAUUUACUGAGGUUAUAAACCAACUUGAAAAAGUUCCCUUUUAUGCAAAGGGUAGGGGUGCCCUCUACUGACUGUUAAAAGAAGAAUGCUGGGGAAAAAAACAUCUCACUGUUGGUUAGCCUAACUUAUUAUUUAAAAUCAAUGAAUGCCUACAAAUGUUCCACCUUCAAAACUCCAAUCUUAUUCUUUGUGGAGCUAACACUGGACUGUUGUGAUGAGACGUGUGCAGUGUGCAUUUUCAAAUAAAAAAAGGGCAGCUUCUGUGCACUGUGCUGUAAAUAAACCAGUAGAUAUUAAGCUAGGUUGAUCUAAUGUGCCAUUGAAAUGUAAAACUCACUUUAUAACAUGAACAUUAACGGCUGUUUGUUUUUAUAAAUGUCUUUAAUUGUCUUCAGACUCAUUUUGGAAUCACAAGCCCAUGAUCCGAAGAAGAGUGAGGGUGGUCUAUAUGGAGGACUAACAGUGGAAUAAGCUUUGUGUUUAGAAGUGCAUGCUGGAAUCCAACCUGUGACUCAAGAAGAGCAACCUAUCUACUGUCUGAUUUCAUCACACGGAUAUUAAGCUGUAAACAACUCCACUGAAGGUUUUAUUUGUUAAGUUUAGAGUAUUAUAGCUGAUUUUGCUGCAAGUUAUGCUGAAAUAUGGAGGUUGGAGUGUGCCUGUCGAGGAGUUUAAGAUUUGUAUAAUGUAAGUAGGUGCAUCAAUAUAUUUAGUUUGGAAAAGGAUGAAACUAAAGUUCUGUGGUCUCAAAAGUCAACUGCACAAAAAAAAUGUAUGACUGCAAAAAUAACACAAAAUAGCUAAUGAAAGCAAAACAAAUUACACUUUGUGAAAUGUUUUUUUGUUUUAUGAAGUACUUAUUUUGUGUAAUUGUUUUUACUUUUUUAACUUUUUUUUUUUGGUGUAUUUAAAGAAAUAUUUUUGCAAUUAGUAAAACGCAUUUUGUUUUAGAGGUUUUCUCAGCAUUCACUAAAACGUUAUGAAUGUGCAACUUGACUUAAGAGCCACCGUACAAAACAGGAUAUGUGUAGACAUCAACAAAAACAAACUUAAAACCACUGCGAGGAGCUUUUAAAGGUGUUAAAAAACAGACUGAGACUGAUACCUUAUUGUGACCUUCCAAAUCAGACAGAACCACCAGCAACAGUUCAAAUAAUCCCACUAUAUCAAAUUUUGAUGCUUAAAAAUGCUGUGAGUUGGUAGGUGUCAGUGAAGAUUUCCAAUGUGUUCUGAAAAGUCUGCAAUGUGCAGUGUCUGUGCAGCUGUGUAGCUCUCUCUACUGCCAUCUGUUUUAACUUAAUGGAGCUUGUAAUCCUGCCAUAAGAUAUAAACUAUGCUAAUUUGGUAGUUAACUAUCAUAGUCUUUAAAUGCAUUAUUAUGACAAAAUCAGAAAGGAAAGCUGUGAAAAGCCUGGUCAGUUACGCUUUGUAUUUGAAGAUAUAUUACACUUCUGCAUUUAACACUGGUUUGUCAGUCACAAUCACUUGAGGGAUGCUGCUCACCUUUUAGAUGUAAAAAUAGGUGUUAAAGGUGCCUCUUACUAUACCAACUUUUUACAACCAUAGAGUUAAAUCCAAAAAUGUCACAAGCUGUUUUGGUAGCCAGUAUCAUUCAGGGCUUAAUGCACAUUUUGUCUCCUUUUGCGCAUUCACACUAGGCCUAGUUUUACCUAGCUACGGUUGCCCGCCCUCCCUCAUUUGCUGUCGCUUCUCGACUUUUAUUCCCAUCUAUAAAGCCAGCGCUGUGUGUUCAUUAAUUCCCCUCACAAGGUUAAAAGUGGAUAACAUCCCUCUAGCACACUCCAGCCUCCUCUUUAAGACGCUGGGAUCUGUCUCUUUAAAAUAGCCUAUCUCUGAUCCUGAACAAAAAAGUACUGUCUGUACGGUCCUCCCAGAACUGCAGCACACUGCCAGUUUUUGUCUUACUUUUCUAACAUUAAGAUGGGUUGUGUUUGAACUUGUUGCAUGAAGAAAGCUCAGAGUUGUGUUGCAGUAUUACUGUCUGCUGUCUGUUUGCUGUAGUGACUGUCUGUUGAGAUGUGUUAAGUUAAAAAUCAUCAAAUUGCAGAGCCACAGUCACCCGGUCAUAUGUUUUUAGACACAACAGCAUGAUUUUGAACUGUAGCUCAAUUAAGUUAUAUUUUUGUUAUUUGUACUACCUAACAAAGCGUAUGCUGAUAUUACUUUGUGCUUAUGUUUUGGUAAAGUUGGCCUGUGGUCUGGAAUAAGUCUAAGGCUCACACCAACAUUUAAAACAGGGGGUCUGCGGCUCUGCUGUGAGAUGUUUGUAUGUUGGUCUUAAAUGGAUAACUGUGGAUUUCAAUAAUGCACUCUGCAAACAUGUUUUGUAUUAAAGAAACAAUCUUUCUA